Molecule: messenger RNA, 53807 nt
Organism: Pelobates cultripes (western spadefoot toad)
Lineage: Eukaryota; Metazoa; Chordata; Amphibia; Anura; Pelobatidae
Source: the annotation of a GenBank genome assembly
CAUGUUUCAAGAACAGAAGGAGAUAUGGACAUUUUUAUAUCCAUUUACAAAAUAUAUUUCAGAUGGACAGUGAGGUCCGUUAUCACCGUCAUCAUCUGCAGCUGAAGGAUAAUUUGAUUUCCGUAGUAUAGCAUGUAAAUUGCUUUGUAGUCUUUGCCUGAUUCCAACCACUUUAUAUAAUUUAGUAUACAAAUGAAAUAGAGGACUAACAUCACAGCAAAGCAUCUGAAUGCUUCAAAGCAACAUACAUAUAAAAUGCCAUGCCAAGCUAUGCAGUUUGAAAUGAUGCAUGAGUCCUUAGGAAGAAUUGCUAUGUAAUAUCAUGGCUCCUUCUAAUUAUAGGCAAUCUCAAUGGAACAUGUUCUAAGCAUUAUGUAGCCUGACCUUGGUUUUUACCCAUGUAAAAAAUAAAAUAAAGCUAUAGAACACUCUACUUUUAAAAGGACAUUGUUAUUGUUGUUCUGAGAAAUGAAAGUAGGUUGCAUAAAAAGAUCCCAUAUGUUUUAUGUGACUCAGACUCCUGCUGCUAUGACUGCUAUCUUCUUUAUGUUGCAGAUAUUUAAAAUAUUGUAUAGAUAGAAAUUCAUAGACUUGAAAAUACAGAGAAGUAGUAAAAAUAAUACAUUUUAAUUUUCAUUUUGCAUUUUUUUUUUUAAACAAGUAGACUGUUUCAAAGGGGGCCCCUUGGCAUGAAAGGGGACAUGAGAUUUCUAGUAUGAGAGCAUGGUCAAAAUAAUGAGCAAGUCUUACACAAUUCUGUUUAGGACUUUUAUAUCUCAAUAUGUGUUCCUGCACACAGCCCCUUUCUUAAAACUGUGUAUUGGGAUUGAAUAAGCUGGUAGCAGCUGUGAGAUCAGCUUUUUUAAUAGUUCCCCUCAUCAAAACUUAAAGGGACAAUCCAGACCCCUAAAGCUCUUCAGCUUGCUGAAAAGCUUUGUGUCCCUCUGACCCCUUCCCUAUCAAUGAAAGUGUUAAAAAUAAAAACAGCUUUUUUUUUACCUGCCUUUUUAGAGCGCUGAGGUCACUUUGCACUCUCUUUACUUCCUCCGACGUCAUUUCGUGGUCAUCUCACGUUCGGCAAGCCCCAAUGCGAGAAUUGGGCCUUAAUUAUUUAACCUCUGUGAAACAGCAGGAAGUGCCUCUAGUGGCUUUCUGGUAGACAGUCACUAGAGGCAGUUUUAGCCCUGCUAUUGCAUGUAUUCAGGUUUAAGGGGACAGUGACACUGCACCCAGACCACUUAAUUAAAGUGGUCUGGUUGCCUAAAGUGUCCCUGUAAAGACACAAACCUUGACUUCUAGGCAGCAUUUAUUUAACCCCUUAACGAUGUUACGGCGUUCUAUGCCAUCGUAUUUAAAGGGCUUUAAAGCUGUUGCGGCAGCAUAGAACGCCGUAACGGCUUAAGCCCCCAGGAGAUCGGAGGUACUUACCUCCUCCGCGAUCCUCUUCUGGAGGGCUGCCUGAUAGCCCAAGCACACCACCCCCGGCUGGAUCUGCCAGCAGGGGGACUGUCUGAAAUAUCACAGUCCCCCUGCUGGUGGGAAAGGAAAAAAAAAUAAUAAUAAUUAGACGUGUAAAAUGAAUUAAAAGUAUUUUUAUAUAUAUAUAUAAAUAUAAAUUAUAUAAGUAUAUCUAAUAUAUAUAUAUAUAUACACAUAUUAUAUAUGUAACGUCAUACGUAAUGUAUUUUAAUAUUAAUAUAAGUGCAUAUAUUAGUAUUAAAAUACACUUAGAAUGACGUUACACACAUAUAUAUAUAUAUAUAUAUAUACGUAUAAUUACAAUAAUAAAGUUAUAAAAUAUUGAAACAAAAUUUAAUAUAAAUUAUAUAUUCAUAUGUAAUUUCAUUCUAACUGUAUUUUGUUAUUAAUAUAUAUAUAUAUAUAUAUAUGUAUAUGUAACAAAAUACACUUAGAAUGACAUUCUAUAUACCGUAUACGCACCGGCGUAUAACACGCACCUCAUUUUAAGAAGGAAAUUUCAGGGAAAAAAAACCUUAAAGGACCACUAUAGUGCCAGGAAAACAUACUCGUUUUCCUGGCAGUAUAGUGCCCUGAGGGUGCCCCCACCCUCAGGGACCCCCUCCCGCCGGGCUCUGGAGAGAGGAAGGGGUUAAACACUUACCUUUCUCCAGCGCCGGGUGGGGAGCUGUACUCCUCCUCUCCUCCUUGCUCGCGACGUCAUCGGCUGAAUGCGCAUGCGCGGCAGGAGCUGCGCGCGCAUUCAGCCGGUCGCAUAGGAAAGCAUUUACAAUGCUUUCCUAUGGACGCUUGCGUGCUCUCACUGUGAUUUUCGCAGUGAGAAGCACGCAAGCGCCUCUAGCGGCUGUCAAUGAGACAGCCACUAGAGGCUCUGGAGGCUGGAUUAACCCUCAGUAUAAACAUAGCAGUUUCUCUGAAACUGCUAUGUUUAUAAAAAAAAAAAGGUUAAUCCUAGAGGGACCUGGCACCCAGACCACUUCAUAAAGCUGAAGUGGUCUGGGUGCCUAGAGUGGUCCUUUAAAUUUCAAAUAAAGAACUUCUUACCCCCCUUUCUUACUCCCCCCUCUUCUUACUUCCCCUUCCCCCUCUUACCCCCUUCUUACUCCCCCUCCCCCUCUUCUUACCCCCCAUUCUUACUUCCCCCUCCCCCUCUUACCCCCUUGUUACUCCCCCUCCCCCUCUUCUUACUUCCCCUCCCCUCACCCACCCCUUUUCUUACUCCCCCCCUCUUCUUUCUUACCCCUCCCCCCUUUCUUACUCCCCCCUCCCCAUCUCUUACUCCCCCCCUCCCCUUCUUACUCCCCCCUCCCCUCUAUUCACCCCCUUCUUACCCCCCUCCCCUGUAGCGUGGCCGAGCCGCUCUGCUGUCCACGGUGUUUCCUGUACCCGGUCGGACUGACAGGAAGGUGCACACUGAGCGUGCACCUUCCUAUCACUCCAGCCGGGCACCGCGGACAGCAGAGCGGCUCGGCCACGCUACAGGGGAGGUGAGUACCAACUGCAGCCGCCUGAGCGCUCUUGACAGAGAGCUCAGGCGGCUGCAGUAUUUAAAGGGCCGGCGUAUAACACGCACCCACAAUUUGCCCCCUAUUUUCAGGGAGAAAAAGUGCGUGUUAUACGCCGAUAAAUACGGUAUAUCUAUCUAUAUAUAAAAUACAAAUAACCGCAAAUAUAUAUAAAGAUAAAUACAUAUAAUUACAUAAAAGUUUACAUUAGUAUACACGUAGAAUUUAAAUACCUAUAAAUGCAUAUAUAUUAAAAUUCUAUGUGUAUAUUUAAGUAAUCUUUUAACAUAAUUAUGUGAUUUGAUUAAUUAAAAUUUGAUUGACAUGCCUGACAACACAGGGAGAAAGGGCAGAGAAUUUAAUUUGCAAGCACUAUAUUUGACCCUGUAACUCUCUAAGACACCAAAAAACCUGUACAUGGCGAGGGGGGUACUGUUUUACUCAGGAGACUUCGCUGAACUGAAAUAUUAGUGUUUCAAACUGGUUAAUUGUAUUACAACGAUGAUAUUUUAAGUAAAAGUUAUGUUUUUUGCAUUUUUUUACAAAUGAACGGCACUUUUAUGGACUAUAUUAUUGUUGUAAUAUGUUUUACUGUUUUAAAACACUAAUAUUUGUGUUUACUGAGGUCUCCCGAGAAUAACAGUACCCCCCAUGUACAGGUUUUAUGGUGUUUUGGAAAGUUUGAGAGUCACAUAUAAGGCUUGCAUUUCAUUUUUUUGACAUUGAAAUUUGCCAGAUUGGUUAUGUUGCCUUUGAGAGUGUAUGGUAGCACAUGAAUGAGAAUUACCCUCAUGAUAGCAUACCAUUUGCAAGAGUAGACAACCCAAGGUAUUGCAAGUGGGGUAUGUCCAGUCUUUCUUAGUAGCCACUUAGUCAUAAACACUGGCCAAAUAUUAGUUUUUUGCUUUUUUCACACAAAAACAAAUAUGAAUGUUAACUUUGGCCAGUGUUUGUGACUAAGUGGGUUCUAAAAAAAGACUGAACAUACCCCACUUUCAUUACCUUGGGUUGUCUACUUUUUCAAAUGGUAUGCCAUUAUGGGGGUAAUUUUCAUUCCUGGGCUACCACACUGUCUCAAAGGUAACAUUACUAAUCUGGCAAAUUUCAAUUUGAAAAUGGAACGUUCUAUAUUUGACCCUGUAACUUUCCAAAACACCAUAAAACCUGUUAAUGGGGGGUACUGUUGUACUCGUGAGACAUCACUGAUUACAAAUAUGUGCAUUUUUUUUUUUGCAGUAAAACCUAACAGUAUUAUGACGUUAAUAACUAAAAUGUCAGACGGAAAUACAGAUUUUUUUUAAAAAUUGUAUUUUCUCACUUUUUAAAAAUUAUAUUCCAUAUAUGAAUAGUUAAUGAUAAAUUAAAGCCCUGUUUCUCCUGAACAAAAUGAUAUAUAAUAAGUGUGGGUGCAUAUAAUAUGAAAGAGGUGAAUUACGUUUGAACAGACAUAUAGGGCGAAUUCCAAUUUUGCACUAUUGACUCCGUCCUGAAGGAGUUAAUAUUACAUAUUUAUGGCUUUCCACUGUCGUUUAUGUUGUACCUAAUAUUUGUUUCCUUUUUAGUUAUGGAAAGCUGUUGCUUACCGGACAGUCAAGUAAUCACCAUAGAAACGGACGUCUACCUCUGUUUUCCAAUCGUUCUAAGUCACAUGAUGGAUGUUUACCACAGAAUUCACUAACACAUACUUUAUAAUGUCAAGCAAAGAGGAAGAGGUCUUCUCACUGGGAGUCACUCCACCACCGGCUAGUUCUUUUCACCUGGACAACUCAACUUUUCUAUUACGUUUUGGAUAAAACUGACUUACAAAUGGAUGUUUGUACUCUUUAUUCAUAUUUAUAAAGUAAACUUGUUCCUUUGUGGGUUUUUCCAGAAAGAAAAAUGAAAUUUCCAUUUUAUUGGCUUGCUAUUAACCAAACAAAGUAAUUACUUUUUCUGAGUAUAAAUCCAAAAAUUUUUGGGCAUGGCUACUGAUCCAACGUGAUUGCUUGGGGACCACCAUUAGUCUCAUGAGUGGGUAUACCAUGCUGCGAAAUGGGGGUUUGGGAAAUGGUGGCCAGCCCUGGAUGUUACGGUGGUCCAGUAGGAUAAGACUUUCUUGGCUCAGCUUCACAUUGUUCAUCAUCCUGGUCUUCUUCCCACUAAUUGCCCACUAUUACCUCACCACCAUUGACGAUGCUGAUGACGCAGGUAAGAAAAUGUUUGUUCCACGUACGGUUAAUGAACUCUGUGAAGUUAAGCAUGUUCAGGACCUGUGUCGCAUCCGAGAGUCGGUGAGUGAAGAGCUGCUUCAGCUGGAGGCAAAGCGGCAGGAACUUAACAGUGAGAUCGCAAAGUUAAAUCUAAAAAUUGAAGCAUGUAAAAAAAGUAUUGAGAAUGCAAAACAAGACCUCCUUCAACUAAAAAAUGUCAUCAGUCAGACAGAGCAUUCAUACAAAGAACUGAUGGCACAAAAUCAGCCAAAGCUUUCAUUGCCAAUUCGGCUUUUGCCAGAAAAAGAUGAAGCUAACAUACCAUUGCCAAAGUCUAAAAGGAACUGCCGGCUGCAUAAUUGUUUUGAUUACUCUCGUUGUCCACUUACAUCCGGGUUUCCAGUUUUUGUCUACAACAGCGACAAAUAUCCUUUUGGGAACUUAGUGGAUCCUUUAAUCAAACAGGCCUUGGAGGCGAGUGUCAGAACUAAUGUGUACGUGACCGAAAAUGCAAAUAUUGCUUGUAUAUAUGUAGUUUUACUGGGAGAAAUGCAGGAGCCAAUGAUGCCAAAAGCUACUGACCUGGAGCAACAGUUGCACUCUCUACCGUAUUGGAGAACUGAUGGCCGCAACCAUCUAAUUAUUAAUUUGUCCAGAAAAUCUGAAACCCAAAACUAUCUUUACAAUGUCAGCACGGGGCGUGCCAUGAUUGCCCAGUCCACCUUUUACGAUGUACAGUAUCGACCUGGUUUUGAUAUUGUGGUGUCACCCUUAGUCCAUGCAAUGUCUGAACCAAACUUUCUAGAAAUACCAUCCCAGGUACCAGUGAAAAGAAAGUACCUAUUCAGUUUUCAAGGAGAGAAAAUUGAAUCUCUUCGAUCAAGUUUGCAGGAGGCCCGUUCGUUUGAGGAAGAGAUAGAGGGCAAUGCACCAGCAGACUAUGAUGACCGCAUUAUUACCACUCUUAAAGCUGUCCAGGACAGUAAGUUGGAUUUUGUCAUGGUUGAGUUUACCUGUAAAAACCAACCUAAAGCAAGUCUGCCCACUGAGUGGGCUCUUUGUGGGGAAAGGGAAGAUAGGUUAGAGCUACUGAAGCAAUCCACAUUUGCACUGAUUAUUACACCAGGGGAUUCCCACCUUAUUAUUUCUGCUGGCAGUGCCAUGAGACUCUUUGAGGCUCUUGAGGUUGGCGCCAUACCAGUCAUCCUAGGUGAACAAGUACAGCUACCCUAUCAUGAUAUGAUUAGGUGGAAUGAGGCAGUGUUAAUAAUUCCAAAACCACGUAUCACAGAAGUACAUUUUCUCUUACGGAGCAUUUCAGAUAACGACCUUCUCUCAAUGAGGAGACAAGGACGUUUCUUGUGGGAGACCUAUUUUUCCACCUCUGACACUGUUUUUAAUACGAUCUUGGCUACCAUAAGGACUCGUAUCCAAAUUCCAGCUGCUCCCAUUAAAGAAGAGCCAGCUGUGGAGAUUCCUCACAGGUCAGGAAAAGCCGCAGGUACAGAUCCAAAUAUGGCAGACAACGGGGACUUGGAUUUGGGUCCAGUUGAAACAGAACCACCUUAUGCAUCUCCUAAAUAUCUGCGUAACUUUACGCUAACUGCAACAGAUAUCUACAGAAACUGGAAUACUGCACCUGGUCCUUUCCAUCUCUUUCCUCACACACCAUUUGACCCUCUUUUGCCGUCUGAAGCAAAGUUCCUGGGUUCUGGAACUGGAUUUCGCCCUAUUGGUGGUGGUGCUGGGGGUUCUGGGAAAGAGUUCCAAGCUGCACUUGGUGGAAAUGUACCUAGGGAACAGUUCACCGUGGUUAUGUUAACAUAUGAGCGUGAGGAAGUACUAAUGAACUCCUUGGAGAGAUUAAAUGGUCUCCCAUACUUAAAUAAGGUUGUAGUAGUUUGGAACUCCCCAAAGCUGCCAUCUGAAGAUUUGCUGUGGCCCGACAUUGGAGUACCCAUAGUGGUAAGUUCCUAAAACCACUUUAGAAGUGUAUGUAUAUGCUAUGUUAUGCUAAUGCAUUUUUUUUUUAUCUUAGGCAGGCUGUUGCUUGCAAUAACUUUAUGCAUUAGUUAACAGCCUGAUAUUGUAAAAUGUCUAUAUAUUGUUCACGUCACCCACAAUAUCUAAUUUGCUUUUGGACAUAAUUAUUUGUGUAUUCGGUUAUUGCAUUCUCAAUUUUCUAAUAUUUGUGAGGGAAACCUGCAGAUUUCUUUAUCUGAUUACCCUGUCCUAAAAAAAAAAAAAACUGUUUUGUUUUUUAAAGGUACAUUUUGGGAACUAAAAAAUUUAAUUGGAAUAAAGUUAUAGUGCCAGGAGCUUUCUGGUUCCUGCUUACCUUCACGGGCUUAAACUCUUAACAAAUGAUUGAACCCCAAUAUAUUCAGCCCUGUGCUGGUCAGCUCUGCCCCCCCCCCCAUUUCAGUCUGAGGCUUCAUACAGGGAUUAUGCUAAUAGGCUCUCAGACUAUCAGUAUCUCCAAAUUCAUAAAACACAGUGAGAACAUAUUUUUCUCACACAGUUUUGUGAAGCUCUGCCCCUUUCUGAGAAUUCAUGUUUGAAGUCUUGGAUUGCAACACAGUUUGUGAGGCAAAGCUGACCAGUGCUGGACUUAAGACUUUGAGGUUAAACCAUUCGAAGGUAAGCCAGUGCCAGGGACCUCCUCACACCAUACCUUCAGAUGAAAUUGUUACGGUACCCAGAGUGUUCCUUUUAAAUACAACAAUCCCCACAUACAAAGGUACUUCCUCCCAGGCAUGUGCAACAUGGUGGAGUGACAGUGGAACAUGCUUGUUAGGAUUAAAAUGAGAGGGGGUCUGAGAGACUAGCAGAGAAAUAGCAGAAAAGAGAUUGAAAACGCGAUUGUGGAAAGAUGCCGGUAACAAAAAACCUUGGAUAAAGGAGAGACUUUAUUUUUUUUUAGUUUCUUCCUCUGCCAAAAAUGUGGGAAGAGAUUGGAGGGAUAUGUGGAAUACAUGAGGGGGAUGGGAAAGGGGAAUUUUGCCAAGGACAGUAAAAUUCCCCGUACCAACCCUGAGAAACAUGAACAUGGUGGCUUUGGUAAAACCUCUGUUACAUUUAGUAUGGUGUCAUUUUGUGGUGGUCGAGUGGAUGGUGUGGAUUAGAGGUUAUUGUACGUUAAAGCAAAAUAUCUUCUUUGUUGGUUGGAUUUGUUUGCACUUUAGAACUUUUUGUGUAUAUAUAGCUUGCAAUUAACCCAAUAUGGAACCACCCUAAACCCUAACUGGCACGAGCAGUAUCGCAAGCUAUUUUUACGACCUUUAUUGCUUUGAAUUCCCCAACAGCUUUGAGGUUCAUUGGUGCUACUUUGAUCAUGUCGGGCUUUUAAAAUCCCAGCUUUCCUUGCAGGUCACGGUAACUGCUACAAAUCUACCCUAUGGCUUUAGGAUAUUUUACACUAACACACACAUAGACAGCCAUGUGUAUUCACAGGGGGUUUUCUCCUUCUCAUUGUUGACAAAAUACAUUUUGCGAAAAACAUUGUUUGGGUAAAGAUUUCUGCUGAUUCUUAGUAAAGUGCACAGCAGUGUAUAAACACAGAUUUUGAUGGGAACUAAAAUCAAAUUACCAUGCUUCCUAUCCCAAAAAGUACACAAUGUAUUUCUUAAAUUUUUCCUUCUAGUGUCUUUUAUAAAAUCCCUUCUACUGUACUGGUCUCUACCACUCCUGCUGGAAAUCUAUCCUGCGUAUAUGUCACUGCCCCCUCCCACACCCUGCCCUGCUUUUAGAGCAGUUUGAAUAAAAACAACCCAUAAACGAUUCUCAGACAACUAUUUGGGAUGAAAAAGAGACUUUGAUUUAAUGGCAAUCUUUUUAUUAUUAUUAUUAUUAUUAUUUUAUUAUUUAUAUAGCGCCAACAAAUUCCGUAGCGCUGUACAAUGGGUGGACUAACAGACACAUAACUGAGAUCAGACCACUGACGUACAGGAACAGAGGGGGUUUUAUUAAUGUUUUGUGCUGUUGAUCCAAUAAUGUCCUAAAAUGGAAGAUUUUUCUUAACAUUAAGAAACUGAGGCAAACCUAUCUCCAGCUCUCUCGGCCUAUCAUUGUUUUCCAGUUCGGGCAAAUUUGCUAACGAAAAUGCAUACGUAUAGUUUCCACAUUUUGAGUAUGGUUUCUUUGGCUGCUAUAGAGAUAUGGGUUGUGGAUUUUUUAUGGCUUGACGCCCAGGACAUGUAUUACCAGGCAUAUAGUUUUUUUCGGCCUUUGGCCCUUCUGUGGGCAAGCGACAGGGCUGGGAGUAUAAGAUCUAGGUCUCCGGCAGUUAUAGAUAAGUGAUGCAUCUAGCAUGUACUCAGACUUCCUGAGUGCCAAACUGCAAGGGAGCUAUUUCACAGUGCUCCUCCCAGUGGUCCAGACCCAGUUUAACCACUAAGAAAUAUAGCUAAUCUAAGGGAGCAAGAGGGCAGCAAAAUAGAAUACCACACAGCCAGCACACACCGCACACCCUGUCAUUAAACCUAGCCACCACCAAGCACUAAGGGGGAGGGAGGACAGAGGGCGAGACACUGAACUACAAAUUCUCACAAAGCAAAACUGAGGCAAAAAUAGCCUGUUAUGACUAUAGAUGGAUAACUUUUCCAGAUCAGCUAUUGUUCCCUCAGUUUUUCCAUUUGGAUCAAAUUUGGGUAAAUUCUGAGUUUAGUAAUGUCCAGAUCUAAAUACGGUUUACCAAACUUUCACAUUUGAGAUUUUGUGUCAGGACAAGUAGAUUGAGCUACCAGUUUAGUGUCUUGGGCAAGUAGAUUUUAUUUAUUUAUUUUUUAUAUUCUUUAUUUUGAUAGUGCAAUGAGGUCAACAGUCGUGCCCGCAGUGCCACAACAGCAACUGCUGGCUAUACAUGGUAUACAGUGUCAUGACAUAUUCGUAAGUUGCACAAUUUUAUAAGUUAACUGGUCGAUACAAAUCGUACUAUAUUACCGGUAGUGAUUAGUAGUAAGUAAAUAGCUACAUAUCGUUAACAUUUGUCUUCGUUAGAAAGGUUGUAACGUUUUUGUUUUUUAAAAAAGUAGUAGGUCCAGAUGUUAAUGUGAUAGGUUAAACAUAUGAAAAUAGUAAUAAUAAUGUCUUGGGUGUGAGUGUGAUAAGGUGUGGGGGUCGACCUAUGUCUGACUGAGAGCGGGAGACCUGUCCGGCUUCCCUUUAGUCAUGUUUUGGCUGCCAGAAGCUUGCAGUGUUUGGUGCCUUGUAUUCCGUCGUUGCUAGGAGUAGGUUAGAGAUUUGUCCCGUAGAUGAUUAUUGCUGGUGUGCGCCUGAUAAUCUAUAAGUAUAUCGCGUCUGUCCAUGGUAUAUGUCUUUCUUUGCUUCCCUUGGGUUACGCUCUACCUCAUCUAUAUGUUCAUCUGGGUCGUACUUAUCUCUGCGUAGGAGAUGUCGUGUAACCAGGCUUGCUGUGUGGUGUACUGUUGUGGCAGUGUGUGUAUAGUGUCCGUUUCCUACCCCUUCUCUCUAGGUUGCCUGUAUUACCCCCUCGUCAUUUUUUUUAUUUUUUAUUUCCACACCCCUAGAGAUUUAGAGUUCUUGUUAAACCACUCCAUGAUUUGAUUACAAAAAAAUUGGGUCAGCAACCACAGACAUAUGGCACAAUAACCACUUCAGUCAGCUGUAGUGAUUAUGGUGCUCUCCUUUACAUUUAAUGUAACUUUAAAAAAAAAAAAAAAUCCUCUUUUCCAAACAUUAAGAGCAGUAACAUACUUAUGAGCAUUAAACUGUUUGUAAAAUCUGUGGCAGUUGUUGUCAACAUAAAUUGGGUUCUUGACCAUAAUGUAUUGUUUGAGUAAGGAAUGUUUGCCAUGACCUUUCACAAACGCUUUAUUCGGCCUGUUUGUAAAUUCAGAAAUCAUUUUCUGGGACUUCCGAAUGGAGUGUUUCAUACGUUAGGUUAUUGUCCUAUCUCCUGUGAAAUUAGGAAUGCAUCAAUAUAUAACCCCUUGGGUAAAUUAGACUUCAACAUACUUCCUGUAUCACUUAACCCCUUCCAGGCAUAGAAAGUUUACAGCCUAAGUAUUCAAACUAUGCUCCAGUUACACAUUUUCUGUGCACAUUUAGCCACGAGCAUGAUGUUAGCUGUUUUCAUAUUGUUAAUUUUUCACCCCCGUGCUGGUACUUGGAAACCUGUGAACAUAUGGUUUUACAACCUAGUAGGACAGGAUAUUUUAUGUUUGAAUUACUCUUUGAUGAUGGGGAGGGGAGUGGGAGGAGAAGAACACUGGGGAGGGGAGUGGGAGGAGAAGAACACUGGGGAGGGGAGUGGGAGGAGAAGAACACUGGGGUGGGAGUGGGAGGAGAAGAACACUGGGGAGGGGAGUGGGAGGAGAAGAACACUGGGGUGGGAGUGGGAGGAGAAGAACACUGGGGAGGGGAGUGGGAGGAGAAGAACACUGGGGAGGGGAGUGGGAGGAGAAGAACACUGGGGUGGGAGUGGGAGGAGAAGAACACUGGGGAGGGGAGUGGGAGGAGAACACCACUAUGGGACAGGGAAGGGUGGGAGGAACACUGAGGGGUGGGGGGGGGGGCACUAAGGUACAGGGAAGGGAAAAGGAACACUGGUGUAGGGGGGACCACUAAAAGAGAAGGGAUGUUUUUCAUAUUAGAUUCAUUACAUUCAUUAAAAAGUCUAAUAUUAAUAAAAUUAUAGAAAAAAACAAUUUUAAUAUCAUUUGGGGAAAAAAGUAAUUUUCGGUUUUCGACAAAGGGAAACCUGAAUUUUCUUUUUCGGACCAGAAUUUUUAUUUUGGUGCAUCCCUAUUCCACAAUAACUUAUUAACUAUGCCAAGCUUGAUUGUUGUGACUGCAUUGACUGUCACUGUUCUUAAAGUGACACUGUCAAUUAUGGGUGACAUUGCCACUUCUGUGAUUCCUUGGAAGGAGAGGUUGAAUGUAAAUAUGCAUGCCCUCUCUCCUUGCAGAUACCAUAUUGACUCAGACUUGAGAAGAUGUUGCCAGCAACUCGUGUUUUCUUGAGCAUGCACGAGAGUACAACUGGGACAGGGAGUUGUCUGUUGAAGAUCAUGUUAGCCCUGGAUCUAAGAUAGAUAAUGAUCUUGCACACAUGCAGUCAGGUGCCAUUUGCAAGAAGAUGCUCUCUCUCAACAGCUGAAAGGAAAAAGCAGGAUGUGGUGGCAGAAGUUGCUUCUAGCUCUGUUCUUUACCACAUUAAGACAUAAAUCUGCUCUUACAUGAGACAAAACAAUCUUUACUUUCUUGUGUGUGUGUGUGUGUGUAUAUAUAUAUAUAUAUAUAUCUAUAGAGAUAUUUAUGUAUAUUCUAUCUAUGUGUGUGCAUGUGUUUCCUUUAACUGUCCACCACCAUUACCAGUCCUCUGUCGCUAUAGUUGUAAGAUAAAGUGGGAAAAUUCAUCCUUUGUCAGUCAUAGUAGUGGAAAAACCUAAACUGAAACCACAAGUGCCAUUUUCUCAGUAUAUGUGUUUUCAGUAUCCUGACCAGGUCUAUUUUAGGAAUGGACAUUUGCUUUGUGCAAUGCUUCUGGCCUCCUGUGACUCACACUUUUUUUGCUUCCAAUGCAUCCAUGUUGCAGCAGGUCUGAGCUAUGCAGUGUGAGUCAGGAGCACUGGCAUGACUCUUCUCAGAGACCUUUACAGCCGCUGUAUUAACUCCAGUAAUACAGCGUGUGAUUUGCUCUCACUGUUGUGUGCAAUGAUGCAGAUACAAUGAUAUCAUCCAUUCAAUGAUUCGUAUAAUGAAAACAAACAAAAGCCUUUUUGUACAUCCAGCUCCUUAAAUAACGCUGUUUUUUUUUUUUCUUUUUCUUUUUUUUUAUUGUAUCCAAGCACCAUAACUGUUACAGCCCAUUGUAGUGGUUAUGAUGCCUGGACUACACCGUCACACUCCCACAAACUGAUUAAGAAUGCUUUGGCCCAGUCGCCACUGCUACCUUCUCUGCAGCUGGCAAGCCUGGCAGUGUAGGGCAGCAUGGUGGAGCUAACCUAGCUCCUGGCUCCAGAGGAGGCUGUAAUUGGUACCAGAUGGACCAAAGGUGAGUUGGGAAACUGUUCUUAAACUGGAAGCGCAAUAUCGCACUUAUGACGCUGGAGAAUUGGUGUUGAUGUGGCGGCUACACCCAAAUAUAAAAGUUACAUAAUGACUUCUAUUUUAUCUGAUAUCCUAGGAGUCUGCUUUUUAAUAGGGUGAAAAUAUUCUAAGCACUGACAAAAAUAUCUCCACUUUGUGUUAUUUUAACUCUUGACAAAUUUGUUUGGAAUCUAGGAGCCAGCUAAAAAAGUUAGGAGCCUGUUGUUUUUAAGGGACACUGUAGUCACCAGAACCUCUACAGUUUAAUGUAGUUGUUCUGGUGCCUAUAGCUUAAUUUUGUUGUGUCUAUUCAUACAAGUCUCUUCCUAUAGUAUUAUCAGCCUUUAUAUAGCACCAACAUAUUACACAAAGGCUUGACUCACUUGCUUUGAAUCUAGGAGCCAGCUAAAAGAGGUUAGGAGCCAGGAUUUGUCUAAUCUUCCAAAGCUUUAUUUUUAACAAAAAAAAAUACCAAGGGACACUAUAGUCACCAGGACGACUACAGAUUAAUGUAGUGCUUCUGGUGUCUAGAACCUGUCCCUGCAGACUUUUCAAUGGAAACAUUAUCUUUACAGAGAAAAUGCAGUGUUUUCAUUGCUGCCUAGUGAUACAUCUAGUUGCAGUCACUCAGACAGCCACUAAAGUGCUUUCUUUCUCAGUGCAGCACAGUGUGCAGUUCCAGCAUUCAUCGUCACCACGCUCUGCAUGGAGGCGCUGAGUUUUCACCAUAGAGAUACAUUGAUGAGAUGCUGAUUGGGGCCACAUUUUGCAUUCAUGCCCAAUAGCUUCCCAAUACUUUCCUAUAGGAAAGCAUUGGAUUGGCUGAGAUAAUCAAGCUUGAUGAUCUCAGCCACAGAUGUGGGGCGGGGCGACCGGCUCGGCGUGUGAAAAAAAGGUGUUUAACCCCUUAAGGACCAAACUUAUGGAAUAAAAGGGAAUCAUGACAUGUCAUGUGUCCUUAAGAGGUUAAAAACACCAUUCCCAUGUGAUCUAUAACAUACACUGACAGACACACACUCCAUGGGGUAGAGAGGAGGCGGGUGACCAGCUGCGUGUACUGCAGGCUGGUGGUCAGGGAGCUGUGAUCUCCCUGCUCUACUCCCUCGCUCGCUGAAUAGUAAUGCUGGGCCGGAGUGAUGCAAUUUUCCUUCCCAAGCAUCACUAAGUGAUGGGAGCAGAGCAGGUAGAUCAGAGCUCCCUCGUUGCCUGCCUCGGAGGGAAUGGGCACACAAAUUCCAGGCUCCCUGGGAUUUGUUGGUCCAUGUAUUACACAGCAUUUAUUCGCACGACAUGAAUAUGAAGAUUGCAAUCUAUGAGGAUUUAACGUAGGUGGGUGUGUGUUAGAUUAUUUCCUAGUUUACUAAUAUUGUCUCUAGCUAUAUUGAUAUGGCUUAGUCGCAAGUAGGCGUGCCAGCAUGGCACAAAAUCUUUUAGUGUGUGAGGGAGGUCUAGUAUUGUCCUGUAGUAUUGUCCUCCUAUGUGAGGUUUCCUGCACUAUUACUUCCAGGCAAUAUAUAAUCCCACAAGGUCCACCACUCUACUUCGAGUAUUAAUUAGCUCAUACCCCAAGGAUCUGGUAUUUUGUACCAGUUGACAGCCCCAGCAUCUAGUUCGGAUUACUGCUGGUCACUUCUGGUGCUGUCAUUUUUCUUUGCUCUAUAUAUUAUUUGGUAGAAUUAAUGGUUUAUUAGAUCUCUAGCAACUCUGUGUGUUUAUCCUCAAAGUUGGUAAUAUUAUCCCUUUAUCAGGUGGUUAAAUUAACUUUGUUUCAGAAUAGUAGUUAUAGUAAUCUGGUUUAUGCGUGAGGUUCCCUUCAAGGAAAAAGGCAUCUCUUUCUAAACUAAUUUUUUUUAAAUCCAUUUUUACUGUUUCUGUGCUGAUAAAUGACCUGUUAAACUGAUCUACAUCUUUUAAAACAGAGCAGUGAGAAUGUAUUGCUUAUUUGCAAGUUAUUCACGAUCUUAGAUUCUAAUGGAGAACCUGACUCGUACAAGUAUGGCAACCGUCUAGUGAUCAUCCUGAUGUCAGACAUCCCUCGUGCUUAAAGCGGAGCCGUCAGUUCCCAAUAUUGCUAAUACAAUAAAUAUGUAUUUGUGAGGUGUGAAAAAUAAAAUUAAACAUAGAAAUCAACACCUCUAUAUCCUGCAUCUGGCGCCUCCAUCUUAGCUCCCUGUCAGUCGUUAUAAGCUCUAUACUGUGCACCAGGCAGUCAGCAUAGAGAGAGCAUACAGGAAAGAGGAGAAAUGAAGCAAUGUUCCUAUUUCUUCUCUUAAUUUGCAAUAUUUGCCCCGGUUGUGCCUUGUUUGUAAUGGAUUAUGGUUUCCUUCACUAAAACAUUGGUCAAAACAAAGCAUGGCAUUAAAAAAGGGAACAUAAAUUAUAGGUAAAAAUAUUUAAUAUGCACAUGGUGCUAAAAACUUACUGGAAAGUUACAUUUUAGGUCAGUGUAGUGGGGUGCAAACACACUCGGCACUCAGUUGUAUGGAUUGAUGUGUACUGGACAAAUCGGCUGACAAUGUAAAAAGAGAGGAGUUAAACUGAAGGUUUGCAAAGGCUUCUUACUGCGCUGCAUUGGGAAGUCUGCGUUGAACAGCCAAAGAAAGUCUGGGGGAAGGAGAGUGGGCUUGCAAAGGCUGCAGACAAGACAUUGCAGUUUUUGCAAGCUGUUUUUAGAUAUAUCCCCCAAUGUAAAAAAAAAAUGCUUAAAUAAAUGUCUUUGCUUAGGGUAUGCCUACUAAGUAGUGCCUUUUAAAUUGUGUUGGUGCUCAGAGUGUUCAACUCCGCCAAAGAACUUGGUCUGCAUAGUAGCCUCUACGUUUUCUUGUGUUUUAAGAAGGGGAAAGGGAAAAUAGACUGUUUAAAAAAAUAAUAUAUAUAUAUAUAUAUAUAUAUAUAUAUAUAUAUAUAUAUAUAUAUUAUGAGGAACUUGGCAUUCCAUUACCAUUUGCAUCCAUACAGCAGGGUUUUGUAUGAGACAUGUAAUUACUAAAGAACACUCAUUCACUUUGCAAUACAGUGAUUUGUCUAAUAUAUUGGAAAUGAUGAGUCCUAAUGUGUCUUAUACCCCACCUCCUAUAGACUGUAAGCUCGUUUGAGCAGGGUCCUCUUCAACCUAUCGUUCCUGUAAGUUUUCUUGGAAUUGUCCUAUUUUUAGUUAAAUCCCACCUCUCAUAAUAUUGUAAAGCGCUACGGAAUCUGUUGGCGCUAUAUAAAUGACAAUUAUAAUAAUAAUAAUGAGCCUUCGGAAGAUUAAAUAGAUCUGUUCUGCUUGUGGCCCUCGUAGAUUUGUGAAUUCAUUAUUAUAUUUGAGUGGGUGAUUUUAAUAGGUGUUUUUCUCUCUCUUCUUUUUCAAUAGUAUAAUUCUAAUAAUGUCAGUAUUGAGAUCAGUUCCUCUCCAAAGGCAAAAUGUGUCAGAAUCCUGGUUUAUUUAUUUUUAGUUUAAUGCAUUGCAAAUUUACUGGCCAUGACUCCUAGCAAUUAGACUGUGGUUUAGGAUGUAUAUUUCCCUUUCAUUUCGUGGUUACAGCCUCAAGAUAUGCAUACAUUGACAGAAUAGUAUUUUAUUUUGCUUUGGCAAAAGGCUGAAUUACAGAUUUAAGAUUGGUCUAUUAUAGCAGUUUUUUUCUUUAUUACUGUUAAGAAAGGAGGAUUUAAUAACCCCAUAGUCCUUGAGGGCAGGUGCAUGUGAAAGGAAGAAGAAUCUGUAUUUAAAAAAAUAGAACGUGAAACCACAAUGUGACUUAAAUAUAAUCCUGUAAUUUUUUUAUCAGUAACUAUAUGAUAAUACAGUGGUAGAGUUAGGAAGUCUAUUUACCAUACAUUGUGCACCUGUAGCUUAUAGGUUUGCUUUUCAAAAUCUAUUUGGAAUAGAACACAGUGCGUAGUUUUGUUACAUUGCGGCCCCUGUGCGCAAAAAAAAAAAAAAAAUGUUCUCCGAAUAAUGGGGAUUCUGGCACAAAAUCUCAGCAAAAAUGACACAUACAUAGUGAUGACUUUUUUUAGUGCUGUUUAGGUAAACAUUAGACAGGUGGAAAAUGUUAUCUCUUUCAUAAAUUAAUCGAUUCAUCCCAAUCAAAAUCCUUUUAAUCCACACCCGAAUAAAUCGAUCAUUCUGGGAAAUAAAUGGACGAAUCUAAUGACUUCGGUGUUGAUUCAAAGGCUUUUGAUUUAGACAAAUCGAUUUGUUUAUGGGCAAAACUAAAUUUUGCACGUCUAGUAAUUUAUUCUUGGAUUCCUCCACAACACGAACAAUGCCAUGUGAACAAUAGCUUGCUGCUCUGUAAUUUAUGAAGCCAGAAUGAGUUUUCAAACAUAACUGGGUGAUAUUUACAUUUUGGAGACUGGUGAUACUUGCUACUCAUACUGUACAUUGGUAUACUAUAUGUGCAGAUGCAAUGGUUGUUAGCAAUAAUUGUCCUAUCGAUAAUAGCCAGUAUUCUAUAUCCAGGAUUAUAUCACUUUGUGGUCAUGACACAUUUUAGGAAAUUGUCCGUCUUCAAAGGAAUACUAGAUGGAAUCUCUACCCUGCUAAUCUCUUUGUCUCUGUGGGUAUCGUUUUUAACGGUGUCAUGCAGAUACAGACUAUAAGCAUGAAUUAACAGCAGAUUAGAGGACCAGGGAAUAUUGAGCUAAGUGAAGAGCCAGACAGGGUAGACAUAAUGAAUCUACAGCUCCAGUUGACACCAUUGCAGGCAUACUAUGCAGGAAAUACUGUAGAUAACCACGAAAAAUUACACUUCACUUUAAUUGGCAUAUUCCAGCAUCAAAACACUGUCUAGUAAACCAUAAAUAUGUAUGGAGCAGAGUGUUUAAUAUACUUUACAGUACUGCUUAGCACUAAAGGAAACAAAUCCUAAUCUUUUGCACCCUCACUGUAUCCUGCUUUGUCUUGAAAGUUAAAGUGGCAUUUUCACUUUCUGAGAUCUUUAGUGCUGGGUGUCUCGUGGCUGUGGGAUGUAGGGAAAAUAAGCACUAUACUAGUAAAGAGAAAGCUGUAAAUAACUGAUAAAAUUUGUAUCUUGUAAUACCUUUUUUAUUGUACUAACAUAAUUUCUCAAUCACAACCUUUCGGGAGAACCUCCCUUUCUCAAGUCUAAAGCGACUUAUGCGGCUACCAUCUCUACUUGAACAGUAAAGAGAUAGAUAUAUAGAUAUAUAUUUUCCUUUUUUCUUCAAUAGGGGUGCAUCAGGAAAUAGGAAGCUUGUACUGACUGCCUAUGUAGUGUUUGUAGUGUUAAUGGGCUUCCACUAAAAUGUAAGCAAAAGGUUUGUUAUAAUUUUCAGUUCUAAAAGUACAACAUUUUGAAAUGGAAUAUUUUAGUAGUUUAAAACCAUCUGGCCUGUAUACCAGUAUUAGUAUCAUACCACACACAAUUCCUUGAAAGUCUUGCUUAGAAAAGGGCCAUUCCACCCCCAUUACAACUUCUUAAUUAAUGGAUUCAUUCAGACGUUGUCCAUUACCUCUCCUAUGUACUUUAUAGUGUUAACCCCAUUGAUGCCGAAGGUUUCCUCGGUCGCUGGCUACUCUUUCAUCCCAUCACUGGCCACUCAUUGUGUAUAACCGUACACACUAUUGCUUGCUAUAUGCAGCCAUCGAUAGGCUGGCCUUCAGCUAAUCAUCUCAGCUAAUGAAUUCCUUUCAGAGACGAUUGUAAUUGAUAUAAUGCAGAAAUAGGGAUUACCACUUUAAUGAUAUCUGUAAAUCACUAAUUCUCAUCCUGAAAAGUGAUUUACCAUUGGUCAGCGCCAGGGGUCUCCUGUAACCAUAACCACUAGAGUCUGCUGUAAUAUUUUAUAAACCUAAGAUGGUCCUUUAAAAAAAAUGUGUUGGCCUUUGUGGCUGGGCCAGGCCUGUUUAGAGCUAGACCUGUUUUAUGUAUUUUCUUUUAGGAAAGGUGAAGAAGUGUGUAUCCAUGUAGUUCAAUCCAAACUAAUCAUGGUCUCUUGGGCUUGCCUGGUGCUGCUGAUCGCGCAGCUAUGUACCAAUAAAGGCAUUAAAAAUAGUCAUAUAUUACACAAGUCGCUGAUUUCGGCUGAUGUAGUUCGGUUUGCUUUUGCAGUUAUUUUCUCUUUGGGUUCCAACGUGCAUAACACAAUCACUAAAAUGCAAUAAUAUGGGGCAGUUAUUGGCUCUUGUACCAAACAUCCAGUUGUGCUGUUACUUUAAUUGUCAAUCAGUCAUUUUGUGAGGGGUGUCAUUUGGUUGAUGCAGUAUUGGGGUCCAACGUGGCACGACAUGAAGAAUGCAUAGAGAACAUCCAGUGCAGGAUUUAAUCCCUAAUUUAAACAUCCCUUAACCUAAUCUUGUGAUUUCAUGGGUCUGCCAUUUGGGAAUCACCUCUCAUUACUUCACUGGUGAAAGCUGCUGUAGAAGUUGUGUUAUUUUGGCAUUGUGUUCAAUUAAAACUCUAUUUUUAUGCUGUCUUACAAUAAACUGUCUGGGUUCCUUGCCAGUAACCAAUACCACAAUGACUUUGCCUUUCAAAUUUGGGAGGAGAUAAGCACCAAUUUAGCUGUCCUCUCCUAAAAUAUAUACAUAUGUCACAUCUGUCACCAGCAGGGACACUGACAGGUUGAUGUUACAUGAUGUAUGGCAUUUAAGCAUCUAUAAUUAAAAGGGCAAUAUUACGACAUAAUGACCAUGAAAUGUAGAUGUGUUUUAAUGGCAUGUAGUUUGGCAUAAAUGUAAUAGAAAUCUGUAUAUAUUGAUAUAUAGGAACCCCUAUGUGUUUUUUAUAUAUAUAUAUAUAUAUUUAGUAUAUUUUUGUGUCGUGUGACACAAAAAUAUACUAAAAGCUUUGCAAUUCUACAAUCUGUGGAGGUCAGCUUCAGACUGUGAUCUGGAGACUUUCACUCUAAGAUUGAGGGUUAAAGCAAUACUGGGCAGGGUUACCAUUUGUCUUUAUUUAUUUAUUUAUUUUCUUUAGAGGAAAAAAAAUAUCCUUUUACUCCCACCUCUCACACUUAUGUUAAGUCCAAAUGAAUUUUUUUUUUUUUAAAUCAGGUGAUCGAAAAAUAAAUCCGUACUAAUGCCAUGAUUCUUGGUUUAAGGCUGAAUUUAAACACAAAUGAAACAGAAAAUGUUGACGUCCGUUUCCUUUUAAUGAGUUCCUUUGGAAGGGCAUUGCACAUUUGAUCAGACGAUGUUUCCUUUAUAGAUGGAUACUGCAAAUCCCAGUCUUGAGAGAGAUAGACUGACUUAUAUAAUAUAUAAAUAUAUAAAUCCUUCCCAAACCCACUUUUUACCAGCACCAUCUGUUUUCCUCUGUUCACAAGGAAUAGUAUGUGAUAUAUUGGUUUACAUAUUGACUUACUAAAGUUUAAUGUUUAUUACUUUCUAGUAGCACUAAAAUAAGAAAAAAAAAUGUAUGCAUGUGCUUAUAUUUAAAUUAAUAACUGAAAAGGUUAUUUGUAACAAUACCCCCCAACAUUCUAAGUGUACAAAGAGGGACACUGUAACUUUAGGGGUGUGAGAGGGUGUGUGGCCAUGGGCGGGCCUGUUCUGAGACAUUUUAGGUGACUUACUAAUAGCAAUUUAUACAACGAACAAUGUAUCUUAUUUACACAGACUGAUUUCUAAACCCAUUUAUUGUAGCUGAAGACACUAUACUGGGAGUAUUAUUGCUGUGGAGCUCUGUUAUACACUCUGACACACCAACAAUAUGGAGCUCCUAGAAUAGUCGAACACACUUCGACUUCUGUCGAAGUAAAACAGGGUUAAAUUUACACGGUGGUCAUUAGUUGAGUGGCAGUCUAUUUUACAUGAAAAAGAUGACGAAUCUUCGAAUGGGACUUAGUCUCCAGCCACAGUGUCAAAGGGUAGGGGAAGGUAUGGGUCAGCGGUGUUCCUUCAAAUGUGUGGCUGAUUUCCGUUCCAGGGAUUUGACGGCACACACCACUGACCGCGUUCGACUGCAUUAAAUUGGCAGCCACUUCGGCUGUAUCCAAAGUGCCAUAUCAAACGUACCCAUUCUUUGCACAACACAGUUAAAGGGCCAGAAACUGUUUUUGUUCUUAGGUGCAGGGCAAUGUGGAUGAUGGCAGGAAAACAAAAGGUAGAGGUUCCCAGGCAACAUGGUAGGAGGCUGGUAUAACAUAUAUUACAGAUCCAACGCAAAACAGGGGGAUUUGUUACACUAUACACACACUGGCACAAUGAUACACACAUUGGCACAUACACACUGAUACACACAUUGGCACAUACACACAAAUACACAAACUGUGACACAUACACACCUUAACACACAGAUACACAAACUGGCACAGGUACACAGACACACACACACAUUUAUAUUUGCAGUCACCCUCCUUGCCUUUUUUUUUUUUUUUUUUUUAGGGGGGUGACUUCCUUCAGUGCUGCUGGCUGAGGCAGGUGUGCCAAAUUGGCAUCUGCCCUGUACCCGUUGCGCGCACUCUCUCCCUCCCUCCCUCUCCCUCCCUCCCCUGUCAUUUCCUCCCGGUAUCCCAUACUUCAAGGGACCUGGUCGCGGUCUUAGACGGCCACGGUGCCUGACCAGACCCAUGUUUAACGAUACCCAUCAAGUGGCCUGAAAUGCUUGGGCCACCCGAUGGGCGAUUGCUCUCUUCAGCGGAAUGCCUAUUGGGAAACGCUGGCCGAGGGACACCUCCAGUGGCAAUAACUCAGAUGACUAAUAGAUGUACUUCCUGGGUCAGUGCUGCACUGUUGUUUAGUGUCUCCACACUCUGCAUGGAAACGCUGAACAUUCCUCGAAGAGAUGCAUUAAUUCAAUGCAUUUCUACAGUUGUAAUCAAAAUUAUUUGACCAUCGUUGAAAAUCAGGUUUAUUGUCAAAAUGUACAGACUUUCAGCUGUUUGCAAUGAACAAUUCAAACAAAAGCAAUUGAAAUAGAUCAACACAAUGAAUGCUUCAUGUGGUUUCUCCAAAUUCAGUUGUGAAAUUUGUCACAAAAACCUGACUGUUGAAUUUCUGAUAUUUUGUAAAAGGUGUUUGAGAGAUAUUUAUUGUAUGUUGAGGCUUAAUAACCAUGUGCUACUGCUGUGUAUGGGGGAGACAUUGGCAGGUAAACACCGUGCAGUUACCCUGCAUCUCUGGUUUUGCCCCCCACUUCACUUGUUCAAUCUGUGUUUCUUUAUUGUACGUGUUUUCCUGGGGCUGUAAGAAUGCAGUGUUUAUAGUGGUUAGGCAUGACUGAGAACAGCCCUGAUGCAAUUCUUGGCAGGAAGUGGGAACCAGACAUUUAAUAAAGGCUGAAUGUGUGUUUGUGGGAGUUUUUCCAGUAACAAUCUAUUUGACCUUUCACUGGUAGAUAUAAUUACCUCUUCCGUGAUUCCUGUUUUUCUAGCUUUCACCUAUCAGUACAGUGAGAUUGUGAAAAGGUAAGCGCGUACUGGAUGAUCAUAUUACUGACUUGGUAUUCUAACAAUCCAGUUUUCCUUAUUUGACCUUCAGUAUCCUUCAUCAUAAUGCAAUGUGUAACCUGUUAAACCACUGACUUUGGCAGGAAGACAAACUCAAGCUGGGAAAUGCACUAACCUUUUAUUUCCCAGAGACCACUCUCACAGAGUUUUCUGAUCCAUAGGUUUUUAUUCAUAGUGAGAAAAAAACCUCGCUCCCAUGAAUAGAAGCCAUUCUGUUUUCUUAUUUAUAUAUGUAAUGAAUACCAUCCACUUUGUCCAUGUGAACACCACUAACACUGUCUCUUUAAGGGUUGAACGUGACCCUUUAUAACUUUUGUGUAUCAGAUUGUUGUAUGGACUACUGAAUGGAAUAUUAUUUUAUUUAUUUUUUAUGAAGAUUGUCAAAUUAGCUGUCCUUUUGCUCAACCCCCUUUGUAUAACUCAGGUGUUGACUGAACUCAGGCUGACUUUAGUCAUAGUCACACAGUACAGGACAUAGAAUUUGAUUAGCAUUAUCUUAUUGCCACUAGCAAAAUAAACUAUUGAUUUCCCAAAGUGCCUCUAUUUACACCACUAUCAUUUUAGAAACCAAAUGAGUUUUUAAAAAUAACCGUGCAUUUUAUAGCCCAAAUUUUAUUUUAUUUUUUUUAUAAAUUUUUUAUUUUGAAUUUUAGAUAGUGUACGUUUUCGGGGUGGGGGUACAGAAAGAAAGUAGGGGGAUAUUGUUCGUGGUACAGGCAUGCAUCACAUUCAGGUAUUGUACACAAUGUAUUGACUGUCCACGUGCAAGUGGAAGUUGUUCCGUAACAUCUUUAGCAUAUUUACAUGUCCAGUGUUCUUUUUCGCUCUCGUGACAGUUUGCAAUCCUGUUUCUUUUAGGGUUUGGGGUGGGGUACAGAGGUGAAAGAGAUGGGGGAAGGAGUGCCCUCUCGUAGCGGUCUGUUGCUUAUAUUUUGAGGUAUUUCUGUGGCUUGGUCCUGUCUUGUGGUCUGUAUGUCCUGUACCUCUUAGUUGUGGGUAUUGAGUUUUGGGAUAGCCCAAAUUUUUUAGAUGCAUUUAUAAUACUGUAAACAAGAACAGGUCUUCAAAUACCAGUUUGUGCUUAUAUCCAGAUGCCUAACCACCAGUUAUACUGUUUUGGACCUAUAUAUGUUGAGUGGGUUAUUAACAAAUCUGUGGAUAUUUACAGUCACAGGACAUUAGCUGGGUUUUUCUGUACCUGGCAGCUUUGAGUGGAUUACCCCGUAUCCUCUCACUGUGCACAGAGAGGGAAAAUGAGUGUAUUUCCAAAGAGUUCACAGGACAAUAAUGGCCUUUACUUCAUGCACCAAGAGAUGGCAACAACAGGUUUUGGGGACUGGUGAGGUGUCUGAUAGCCACUUACAUCCGUUUCCAUCAGGCAUACACACUGUAUAAAUGAAUCAGAUGUUUAGAUUUCUAGUGUACGCAUUUUGGUUUGUAGAAUCCCCUAGUUAUUUAGAACAUAACAUUUCUUGUUCCAAAUGUAUAUGUGCACAUAAUAUUUAUGUAUGGAGGAUGAAAAUAUGUAUGCAUAGCUUUUGUAGGUCCAUGUUCAAGGUUCUAUUUCGAUUGUUUAUUUUUGCAAAUGCCUUCUAGGCAUAGAGUCAGUGAUUUUCUUUUCCUCUCCUUGCAGCUGUUGCAACCCUUCUAUUUCUUGUUAUAAUUUCCUCUCCUUAUCCUGCUGUUAAACUGUUUAUUCAGAGAUGCAAUGUGCAAUUUUUAAACUAUAAUUUGCACAUUGUUCCCAUUAUUGGAAGUUGUUUGUUAAACUUUUUUUUUUUUUUGCUAAAGCCAUGGAGGGCCAGAGUUAGUUUGAACAGAUAAACAGUCUGCGAGUGUUAUGGUAAUAGUUUGCAUCUGGCAACACAAAAUGUUGACCUUUGUUUAACUAAGAAAAUUACAGUGAUGUUACAUUUCUGGGGUUUAAGGAUGAAUUGAUCAUUUCAUGUGUGCUCACUAGCUAACGGUUAGGCCAUUCCAUAAGCUCCUAAAAUGAAUUUCUUGUUUUCCGUCCAUUAUGAUUUUGAAUUGAUUGUGGUUUUGAUAAUUUUAUUCAAUUCACCCGCAAUUGGCCUUGACAUACACUUGUAGGUUUCUCUUAAAAAAACACUUUACGGUUCACUCAGUGAUAACAAGGUGUCUGCUUAGAAGCAUUGUUACAUAAUGUUUGAGUCAUACAUGUGGGUUUUUUGUGUUUAGUAUUACUGUCCCCUUCCACUUUGUGUUUCAUUUAAUCUCUCUCUACCCCCUCCCUUAAAUUCCAUUUCUCAUUAAGGCAUCACUGUCACACACAACCCACUCCCCUUUUUGCAAAAUGAGUAUCCAAAAGCGGGACGUCAAGGAGCAAAUCUGGACAGGACCUGAAAUCACAUGCUUGGUUAUAUACGAUGAGCUAGUUUCUGUCAUUCUAGUCAGUAUGCUUAUAGCAAUAGUUUGUCUCGCAUGUAUAUUUGCGACAAGUUCCAUCCAGUUAGCUUGAGAAUAAUAAACUGCAGGUCAGCUGCAAUACAGCCACAUGCAGAAAAUUCUAAUUCCAGAGUAUAGCAGUAUGUUGACACAGCUAGGAUUUGCUAAAAGGCUAAAAUGCCUAAAUCAUUUAGCGUGGGCGGUUGUGCUGUGGCCUGCAAUACUGAUCUGCCUUAUCCACAUCCACACAUGUUGCUCUAUUGCCUGUGUGCUCUGUGUGGAGGAGACAGGGUUACAAUGUAAGGUCGCAAUCCUUCUCUAAUGUUAAAACACAGUUCCUCAGCUGGACAUGUGAAGAGGAUGAAUAAGUCUGAUCUGCAUUAACAAGCCACAGCACAACUGCUCAGGUUGCCUGAUUUAUGUAUUGUAGCAAGUUGAUGACACACUGUCUGCCCACUGCAGUGCUAAUUACCCCCCCUACUGCCUGCCCCCACAACUCACUUGUUUCAUAGUUUGAAUGCAGUGCUAGACUAUUCGUUCCCAACAUGCUUUGGUAAACUCAUACCCUCUGAUGAGCUGCGUUGACGAAACGCUUGUGAAGUUUCUCUCUAAUACUUGUUCUAUCAUGACACGUCUGGGACCUGUAUCUACUAACAUUAGGAACACCAGUGGGCUGCCCUCAGAGGCACAGAGGGAAUAAUUUGAUUUAGUACCAGUUUUAGACCUACUCCCUAUUAAUAGAUCUUCUGGUGUUACCCAUGUUUAGCAUUUUCUUUUGCCGUUCAUCACAGUAUUCUUGCAACCACUUUACCAUUUAAGGCCACAAUAGAUGAUUAUUGCUAUACAUUUAUGUUACGAUCUUGGGCAGCAGUGUAUCUUUCUAGCCUUUCCCAUUACUGGUAAAUAACACGAUGUUUUAGUGUUGUACUGCCUGUUUUUAUUCACUUUGUACCCCUGAUGAUAAGUUAGCAAUCCUUCAUUUAGCCAUUAUACCCCCCCAAAAUACUCACCAAAUGUGAUUUAUUAUCAAAUGGUUUUUGCUGACAUUUGAGUACACUAGUUUUGUACCACUUGUACUUAACUGGAGUAACACUUUUUUAGACAGCCCACUGUAUGACAUUUACUUUUAAAAUGCACCAUUUAGGUAUCAGUUCACAAGUGUGAUUUCUAUGUAUGUUUGUAUGCACAGAUAUUUUUAUUAUUUUUUUUUUUUUUUUAAAAAGAAACACUUUAAAAGUGUUUUCAUGUAUAUUUGAAUAAUCCAUUGUUCCUCUCAUCUCCUUUCAUUAACUCUCACUGCAAUACUCUUUGGUUUUCUCUUUUGUGGCUAUAAAUUUGACAGGGGUCAUCCCCCAGUUUGGAAUGUUCUUUUCUUUUUUGAAUUUCAAAUUAAAGUCAAGUAUGUCUUCAAUUUGAUAGAUUAUUAGAUUAUUUAUUAGAUAUGAAAUCACUUUAGAUUCUUUACAAUGCACACUUUAAGGACUUACCCUGCUUGUAUGGGCCAUCCAGAUGUAAUGUAAUGUGAAGGAGCAUACGCAAGUACAGCAGGAAAAUGCUCUUUUAGACUGUAUGACCUUUACUUUCUCAAUGGAUAAUCGACAUAUCUAAAACCCUGUAGCCUGUAUCAAUAGAAGAAAUCUCUAUAUUGAAUCCAGCCUACUUGCAUACGUACACAUUUUACUAAGUGAACAGUGCCGUGCAGCUUCCUUCUGAAAUAGAUCUUUAUUUUGUCUAUAGACGUGCAAAUGAUAGGGGAAGACUUCAUUUCAGCCCGCAGACUAAGCGUCAACAAUCAAGGAAAAAAUGUGUUGAUGCAUUGGCCUUUUGUGUUUGUGUACUUAGUACUGCAUACUUCCGUAAACUGCAUGUCCCGUGAUUCUCAUACAGGUCGGGAGAAAACUACAAAUUUCUAGAAGCUGUGGCUACCGGUCUCGGAUGUUUGUAAAGUUUUGCAUGUUUAGUACACAUAAGAAGUGCACUGUUAUUCUAUAUUGAUGUUUAGUAACCUUGUAUGUGUUGAAUAGAGGGCAUUUGUUGCUGUCUGUCUGAUUACACCUCUGUACUUUAAAUAUUUGGCUUUUGUGUCCAUGAACCUUUUUAAUUGCAGAAUAGAAUUGCUUGAGCUAUAACCGCUAUUGUCUACUCUCAUAUUUUAAAUACUGUCUGAACUUGUGUUGAAGAGCAAUAUAUUGUUUCCACGCACAAUCUCACAUAAUGUGUAUAGCUAAAUUCGGUAUAUUCAUAUUGCAGCAAAUGGAAAGCUUAAGCUAUGUCCCUCGGGAUAUAGAUUGUUACAUAACACAUUGUUUUAUAAUUAUGUACAUUUUGUUUGCUACUGUCUCAAAAAGUCAGUUUGAAACAAUAUUCACAGCAGAUAAUUAUUUUCAUGUAACCAAACUAGAAUUACCACUUGUAGAUCUAAUAUAACAAUUUCCACACCCUGGUGAUAUUUGCUUAAAAAAAUAAUGUUUUGGAGAAUGUGAUGUCACUGCCAGUCAGAAUCUGAUUUGCUGAUUGUCUCCCGUCUUUCCACUGUGGAGGUUGUUUGAACUCUUAUUUGUUGUGUUCAAAAUUCCCAAGGGGGGGAAAACCCUGUUUUUAAACGCAUACCUGAUGGUGCAGAUAGGUCAGCAUCAAUGUAACCCAGUGUUACCUUGUACCACAACCCACCAGUCUUUGUCAGAUUUGUCCUAAGCUAAGUGAUCACCAAUUUUCUCUGUACUGGGAUAAAUGACUAACUUUCAGCUUUUAAAAAGAAAAAAAGCAGCAUUAAUAAAGCAGAUAUGUCACCUCACCAUUGAAUCUCAUAAUCUUCUUGAAAUAAAUUUGACCGUGUUGGAAUUUUGGAGUUUUAUUGCAAUUUAAACAAAGUCAGACGCUAUCCUAAGACAAAGUAGAGAUUACUUUCUCUUAUGGUAAAGUCUGAGGCUGGCAAAACAUUAGAAAUGGUGAGGCUUCUUCCUUCCAGUGUUUUCAGAUCAUUAGCAAAGAUGAUAGGAAUCAGGCUGCUUCUCGCAAGUUAGGCUUGCAGGGUCUUCUGUUUCUAUUAAUGCAGCUGCUAGUGGAUAAAAACACCUGGAACUGGAUAAAGAAGAUGGUGGCGCCCGUGGAGGGACCCCCACAAGCAAAUUCACUUCACCUUGGACCUCCACAUCCCAAGCAGAGAUAUCACCUCAGGGGAUCUUUGUGUAGAAAAUUACCUUUGAUAAAGUGUACUAAAUUAGACACAGUUUACAAAACAUUGAUUGUUUAGACAAAAACAAAUCCCUCCAGAAUAGCACCCAGUGCCAGCUAAUUUCACUAUGAAAAAUGUCACAAGGAAAUGUGUCACGCAAAAUCUGUAUUUAUGAUCUUGGCAAAGUGUUGUGUUUUGUGAGAGGAAUAAUUAGAGUUUAAAUUUAAGAUAUAUAUUAAAAUGUUAUUUUAAAUGUUGGUUAUAUACACCCCCACUUCCCCAUUGAUAGGGUAAGUGUCUAUAAGGGAGUGAGCCAAAACAAUGUUCAUUCCUCCUCUCCCUAAGUUAAAGGACAACUAUAGUGCCUUGAGGGUUCCCCCACCCUCAGGGUCCCACUCCUGCCGGGCUGGAUGGGAGUGGGACCCAGCGCUGGGCUCCCUCGGUGCUGGAGACUCUCCUCCUCCGAAGGUCGUCAUCGGCUGAAUGCGCAGGCGCGGCAAGAGCCGCGUGCACACUCAGGCAGUCCAUUGGAAAACAUUCUCAAUGCUUUCCUAUGGACACUGGCGUCUUCUCACUGUGAAAAUCACAGUGAGAAGCACGGAAGCCUUCUAGCGGCUGUCAACGAGACAGCCACUAGAGGCUGGAUUAACCCUAAUGUAAACAGCAGUUUCUCUAAAACUGCUAUGUUUACAGCAGAAAGGGUUAAUCCUAGGUGGACCUGGCACCCAGACCACUUCAUUAAGCUGAAGUGGUCUGGGUGCCUAUAGUGGUCCUUUAAUAUUGAUAUCAAGAUACAUUUCUUUCAUUUUAAUUGUGAUCCUGCAUUUAUACAAUAGGGUUUAAAAUCCUAAAUUGUGAUAGAAAAUGGUAGCGGACUAGAAAGGUAUGCCUUUUAAUAUGUACAGCAUAUAAGAGCUGCGGGCAUGCUGUAGAACAAAAUACACUGCUCAAAAAAAUAAAGGGAACACAAAAAUAACACAUCCCAGAUCUGAAUGAAUUAAAUAUUCUUCUGAAAUACUUUGUUCUUUACACAGUUGAAUGUGCUGACGACAAAAUCACACAAAAAUAAAAAAAAAUGGAAAUAAAAAUUUUCAACUCAUGGAGGUCUGGAUUUGGAGUCACACACAAAUUAAAGUGUAAAAACACACUACAGGCUGAUCCAACUUUGAUGUAAUGUCCUUAAAACAAGUUAAAAUUAGUCUCAGUAGUGUGUGUGUGGCCUCCAUGUGCCUGUAUGACCUCCUUACAAUGCCUGUGCAUGCUCCUGAUAAGGUGGCGGGUGGUCUCCUGAGGGAUCUCCUCCCAGACCUGGACUAAAGCAUCUGCCAACUCCUGGACAGUCUGUGGUGCAACGUGACGUUGGUGGAUGGAGCAAGACAUGAUGUGCUCAAUUGGUUUCAGGUCUGGGGAACGGACGGGCCAGUCCAUAGCAUCAAUGCCUUCGUCUUGCAGGAACUGCUGACACACUCCAGCCAUAUGAGGUCUAGCAUUGUCUUGCAUUAGGAGGAACCCUGUGCCAACCGCACCAGCAUAUGGUAUCACAAGGGGUCUGAAGAUCUCAUCUCGGUACCUAAUGGCAGUCAAGCUACCUCUGGCGAGCACAUGGAGGGUUGUGCGGCCCCCCAAAGAAAUGCCACUCCACUCCAUUACGGAACCACUGCCAAACCGGUCAUACUGGAGGAUGUUGCAGGCAGCAGAACGAUCUCCACGGCAUCUCCAGACUCUCACGUCUGUCACAUGUGCUCAAUGUGAACCUGCUUUCAUCUGUGAAGAGCACAGGGCGCCAGUGGUGAAUUUGCCAAUCUUGGUGUUCUCUGCACGGUGUUGGGCUGUGAGCACAAACCCCACCUGUGGAUGUCGGGCUCUCAUACCACCCUCAUGGAGUCUGUUUCUGACCGUUUGAGCAGACACAUGCACAUUUGUGGCCUGCUGGAGGUCAUUUUGCAGGGCUCUGGCAGUGCUCCUACUGUUCCUCCUUGCACAAAGACAGAGGUAACGGUCCUGCUGCUGGGUUGUUGCCCUCCUACGGCCUCCUCCACGUCUUCUGAUGUACUGGCCCUUUCUCAUGGUAGCGCCUCCAUGCUCUGGACACUACGCUGACAGACACAGCAAACCUUCUUGCCACAGCUCGCAUUGAUGUGCCAUCCUGGAUUAGCUGCACUACCUGAGCCACUUGUGUGGGUUGUAGACUCCAUCUCAUGCUACCACUAGAGUGAAAGCACCGCCAGCAUUCAAAAGUGACCAAAACAUCAGCCAGCAAGCAUAGGAACUGAGAAGUGGUCUGUGGUCACCACCUGCAGAACCACUCCUUUAUUGGGGGUAUCUUGCUAAUUGCCUAUAAUUUCCACCUGUUGUCUAUCCCAUUUGCACAACAGUAUGUGAAAUUGAUUGUCACUCAGUGUUGCUUCCUAAGUGGACAGUUUAAUUUCACAGAAGUGUGAUUGACUUGGAGUUACAUUGUGUUGUUUAUGUGAUCCCUUUAAUUUUUUGAGCAGUGUAUAUAGUUAUUUCACUCUUUAUAAAGCUCCAUCUUGGUCUACAGCAGUCUGAAGCAAGAGGGUAAGAGUGGGAUAACAGUGUUGAAACGACUCUGGAAUGCCUAGAAUACAAGUUUUUGCUAGGGCCUGGUAAAAUAUAUUCAGGCAUUUGCUCCACACCUUUUGUGCUCCACCUGUGCACAGCCCGGUGAAGUGACUUAGCACUAAAAAUCUUCCCCAAAUUACUGUUACGGCUGUUUAUACAUCAUCUCUUUCACAGCAUCCGCACAAUCCCAUAUACCUGUAUGAAGCAGUAAAUGAGUAUUUAGUGCCAUAACAGCCAUAUACUUCAGUUACUGUAAGGGUAUAUUGACAGUACACAUAGAUAAUAUGAUUAUUAAAGUGACCUGAAUGAAGUGCUGACAGAGGCCAGUGAUUGGGGACCGUUUCUCGACUGUGGGAUGGAAAGGCUCUAUAUUGUAAGUUGGAGCGGAUGUACUUAUUACAGAUAACCACUAAAGAAUGUUACAUUCCCCCUCCGAAGAUUAAGAACACAUGAGAUAUUUCACAUCUGGAGGCAGUCACCAAUAGACUGCAAUGUUGCCGCAUGUUAUAUUUCUACAGUCUGUAUAGUAAUGAUUUAUUUUAAAACAUGCCUAUCAGUUUGUCACUAGAGACCCUCAUACUGGCUCUCGCCCACACGGCUAAAAGUAGUGUAUUAGAAAUGCACAUAACUAAAAAAAUUCUGUAUACAAUAAUGUUCUCAUGUAAAAUGAUAAAUGCACUUUGUGUGUUUGGAGAGAGUUUAAUGUAUUUUCAGACAGCAUCGACCAGCUUGACAGGUUUAAUUAAAAAUGUUGUAAUACUGCAAAAACCAAACAUUUACCCUAUCUUAUAUGCCUAUAGGGAUUGCUUUUUGCACGACUAAAGGAAUAUGACUAUAUGAUCACAUUGGAUACAUUAAGAUUGUGUUAUGGUUUGUGUUUAGGUUUUAGAAUUUGCUUGUUUUGAAUUUUGAACAGUCAUUCUAUAGUCUGUCCUUUAUUCGUAUUCAUGUGUAAAUAUAUUGAUAGAUUUUAUUGAAAUAAUGUGUUCAGUUUUUGGAGAUUACCAAAAAAAAAAUUUCUAAUGUAAUGUAGACCCGUUUUAGUGUAUAUGCGGCAACAUUAGUCUAUUAAUUGCCAGGUGGGAAUCACAAUUUCAAUUCUGACUAAAUAUAUAUCAUUAUUUAUUAUUAUUACUGGCAUUUAUAACGCACCAACAAAUUCCGCAGCGCUGUACAAUUGGGAAAAAGACAAGCACAAUAAGAACAGGCCGAUACAACAGGUAGAAGGCCCUGCCCGUGAGCUUACACUCUAAAGGUUGAAAUGGGGGCACUGGUCCAGGGUCCGCCCACGCUUCUCUGACUGCACAUGUGCGGCCGCCGGCGGGGGAGACUAUGCAUUUGUGCAGCAAUGCCGCGCACGCGCAUUAGACCUCCCCGUAGGAAAGCAUUGAAAAUAGCAAAAGGACAUAGCAAACAUAGCAAAAGGACGUCCAUCGACAUUAUAGAAAACAGAAAACCUGUGCUAUGAACCAGGAAGUGCCCUCUAGUGACUGUUUACCAGACAGCCACUAGAGGAGGAGUUAACCCUGCCAGGUAAUUAUUGCAGUUUAUAAAAACUGCAAUAAUUACACUUGCAGGGUUAAGGGUAGUGGGAGUUGGCACCCAGACCACUCCAAUGUGCAGAAGUGGCCUGGGUGCCUGGAGUGUCCGUUUAAUGGUAUAACUGCAGCAGCUGAUAGAAUGUGAAGGUGAUAGCAGGAGGUGCAUGCUAUAUAGUAAGAAGGAACCAGGGUGGGCGGGUAGAGCAGAGUAAAAUUAGAUGGCCUUCAUUUUGCAGGGAUGGAUGGUUUGGGUCUUUUAAAGCUGCUGUGUUCAAAAUUAAAUGACAUAUAUAUACAUAUACACACACACACAGUUUAAAGAAAAAGUAUGUGAACCCUUUGGAAUGAUAUGGAUUUCUGCACAAAUUGGUCAUAAAAUGUGAUCUGAUCAUCAUCUAAGUCACAACAAUAGACAAUCACAGUCUGCUUAAACUAAUAACACACACAGAAUGAAAUGUUGCCAUGUUUUUAUUGAACACACCAUGUAAACAUUCACAGUGCAGGUGGAAAAAGUAUGUGAACCCUUGGAUUUAAUAACGGGUUGAAUCUCCUUUGGCAGCAAUAACUUCAACCAAACGUUUCCUGUAGUUGCAGAUCAGACGUGCACAACGGUCAGGAGUAAUUCUUGACCAUUCCUCUUUACAGAACUGUUUCAGUUCAGUAAUAUUCUUGGGAUGUCUGGUGUGAAUCGCUUUCUUGAGGUCAUGCCACAGCAUCUCAAUCGGGUUGAGGUCAGGACUCUGACUGGGCCACUUCAGAAGGCGUAUUUUCUUCUGUUUAAGCCAUUCUGUUGUUGAUUUACUUCUAUGCUUUGGGUCAUUGUCCUGUUGCAACAUCCAUCUUCUGUUGAGCUUCAGCUGGUAGACAGAUGGCCUUAAGUUCUUCUGCAAAAUGUCUUGAUAAACUUGGGAAUUCAUUUUUCCUUCGAUGAUAGCAAUCCGUCCAGGCCCUCAUGCAGCAAAGCAGCCCCAAACCAUGAUGCCCCCGCCACCAUACUUCACAGUUGGGAUGAGGUUUUGAUGUUGGUGUGCUGUGCUUUUUUUUCGCCACACAUAGUAUUGUGUGUUUCUUCCAAACAACUCAACUUUGGUUUCAUCUGUCCACGGAAUAUUUUGCCAGUACUGCUGUGGAACAUCCAGGUGCUCUUGUGCAAACUGUAAACGUGCAGCAAUGUUUUGUUUGGACAGCCAUGGCUUCCUCUGUGGUAUCCUCCCAUGAAAUCCAUUCUUGUUUAGUGUUUUACGUAUUGUAGAUUCGCUAACAGGGAUGUUAGCAUUUGCCAGUGACUUUUGUAAGUCUUUAGCUGACACUCUAGGAUUCUUCUUCACCUCAUUGAGCAGUCUGCGCUGUGCUCUUGCAGUCAUCUUUACAGGACGGCCACUCCUAGGGAGAGUAGCAGCAGUGCUGAACUUUUUAUAGACAAUUUGUCUUACCGUGGACUGAUGAAUAGCAAGGCUUUUGGAGAUACUUUUAUAACCCUUUCCAGCUUUAUGCAAGUCAACAAUUCUUAAUCAUAGGUCUUCUGAGAGCUCUUUUGUGCGAGGCAUCAUUCACAUCAGGCAAUGCUUCUUGUGAAAAGCAAACCCAGAACUGGUGUGUGUUUUUUAUAGGGCAGGGCAGCUGUAACCAACACCUCCAAUCUCAUCUCAUUGAUUGGACUCCAGUUGGCUGACAUCUCACUCCAAUUAGCUCUUGGAGAUGUCAUUAGUCUAGGGGUUCACAUACUUUUUCCACCUGCACUGUGAAUGUUUACAUGGUGUGUUCAAUAAAAAUAUAGCAACAUUUAAUUCUUUGCGUGUUAUUAGUUUAAGCAGACUGUGAUUGUCUAUUGUUGUGACUUAGAUGAUGAUCAGAUCACAUUUUAUGACCAAUUUGUGCAGAAAUCCAUAUCAUUCCAAAGGGUUCACAUACUUUUUCUUGCAACUGUAUAUAUAGAGAGAGAUAGAGAUAUAUAGAUAUAGAUAUAUCACAUACGCCCUCUUGCUUUCUGCCCAUCAUUAGAGGUUAUGUGUAAAGAGCAAUCUGCAGGUUUCCAUAGUGACUAAUCCACGAUAACAACUUCGUCCCAGAAUUACUCUUAAUACAUAGCCCCCAAUGUGUCCGAGAUUGGGGGGCACUGUCUGGCAUAAGGUAACAGAUAAUGCCUGGUAUUCUUGGUGGAGGCAGUGAGUCAAGUUGGCGGGCAUUAUACUGGAGUUAAUCUGGCAUUCAGAGACCUUACUUUGUCCCCAGUAUUUUUUCAAUUAAAUACAUGUUGCAGUUUUGUUUUUUUAUAAAGAUCCAUGUUUUGUGGUUUGCUGUUGCAUCCCUUUUAUGAGUACAGUAUGUAAUGUUACAUUAAUGGAGCCCCACCUGCUUUCUUACUGUGAGAUUUUUAUUUUUUUGCUGUUAAUUGUAUCCUGUUAUGACAACAGUAAAUGGUUUUGAUACUUUAAUUGUGCCACCUGUUCAACGCAAAUUCCUUCCGAAUGUGAAGCAUGGGAAACUGAUCAAAAACAAUGGCUAACAAUGAAAAUACACUAUAAUCAUUUAAUAUUUAUUAAACACCAAGCAUGUCAAACUCAGUCUAGCAAGGGCCAAAUAAACAAGGUCUAAGUUUGUGGGCCGCAAAAAAUAAAAUAAAAAAAACCUUAAAAUUUCAUAGAAACGUAGGUUUAUUUUGAAAAGUACGGUAUUAAAAAAAACAGCAUCCACCUCUACUAAACCACAUCACCCCCCAUAUACUAAAUCCCAGCACCCCCCUCUAGCCAACAAGCAGACUCCCCUUACAUUGCUGCUGCCAGGAUGUGACUCCGGAACCCGGCCUCUGGUAUAUCCCAAAUGGCGCCGUCCGCACGCUGUGCUGAAGCAGAUCCUCCUUUUUGAACCAUGUGAAGGUGGAGCAAGUCAACGUCAUGCACCUCCAGGUCCUCAACUGUCCAGCCGUGGCCAUUGCAACACUGACCCACACACUCAAAGAGACACACGUACUGACAGACACACGCUCACUGACACACUCACUCACAGACAGACACACUCUCACAUUAUUGUAAUUAUUCUUGGGGUCCAGUGGGGAUCUUCUGUCCUGCUCCUCACUGCUCCCUCGCGCGCAGUUUAGUGAUGCCGGCACCAGAAUAUGACCUCAUAUUCCAGCAUCACUACAGACAGCGUGCACGAGGGAGCAGUGAGGAGCAGGAAGACUGAUGCUCCCUCACUGCAUCCACUGUCCCCUCCUCACCGGCCGGGUAAAUUAUAGCAGAGUAGGCACCCGCAAGGUGGGGAAGGCAGGUGCCUACUCUGCUUGGAACACUAGGCAAUUAGGCAUGUACUCGCGGCUCACCGGUCCUCAAAGCUGUCCAUUGUGGGCCGCGAGUUUGACACGCUUGUUACGCACCAUUCCUACAUAAAGCCAGCUCUCCUUUCCCCUGCCCAUCCCCCCAUUAAAUGACACCUUGACACGGUUAGCCAUCACUUAGUAAAAUGUUUUUUGCCCCACUCUUAUAUUUGAUAUUUGUGUGAAUGGAUUUCAAAGUAAAAUAACUUGAGCAAUUAUUUAUUUAUUUAUUGUAACUUGUGUUAAUGUCUUUCAAUUCUUUUUCCUAGGUUGUGCGCACAGAAAAGAACAGUUUAAAUAAUCGUUUCUUACCCUGGGAUGAGAUUGAAACAGAAGCUGUCCUCUCCAUUGAUGAUGAUGCCCAUCUGCGUCAUGAUGAAAUUAUGUUUGGUUUUCGGUGAGUAUUGACAUUAACAGAAGAAAUACCAUUGUCUUCUGGGCAAUUUUUUUUUUUUUUUUUAAAUAGACAUACCUGUCACCUAAUAUACCUCUGCACUGAUCAAUAAUGAGUGAAAGCUGUAUGUGUAUUGUUUUUUUCCACUUUGCUUUCUAUGGCCAUGAACAUGCCUUGUAUUUUAAGAACACCAGAACACCAUAGUGUCAGGGAUAACCAAUAUGUAUUCCUGACACCAUAGCGUUUUAGGCCCCAAGCCCACUUGCCUGUGCAGAGAAAAGGUGAGUUAAGUCCACCUAAGGUAUCCAACCUUCUAACUCUUGGGCUCCCCAUGACAUUCAGAACACAAAGGGCCUGAUAACAGUUGUGACCCCUGUAGUUCCGCCACUACACGUUAAGUCACAUGCAUUGGUGCAAGCAGUGUUUAACAGGCUGACAAACACAGUUGUUCCAGGCAGAAUUCCUAGUUGCCAUGGCAAGGGAGUAGAGCAGGGAGAUGAUAGCCUCCACGCUCAGUUAGCCCACCGCCAGCAUGCUUCCCUCAGCUCUCCAUGAGCCCGGCCGCCCACCAGCAUGAUUCCCUCAGCUCUGCAUGAGCCCGGCCGCCCACCAGCAUGAUUCCCUCAGCUCUGCAUGAGCCCGGCCGCCCACUAGCAUGAUUCCCUCAGCUCUCCAUGACCGAGCCAACCACCUGUCUCCCUCCCUCAGCUCUUCAUGAACCCGGCCGGGCACCAGUAUGAUUUCCUCAGCUCUCCAUGAGCCAGCUGCCUGCCUGUCUCCCUCUCUCAGCUCCCCAUGAGCCAGCCGCCCGUCUGUCUCCCUCCCUCAGCUUUAUAUGAGCCAGCCGGCCGCCUCUGCUCUUACUAUAUAGCAUGCUCUUAGGCAGCCGGGCAGGGCAGCUCAGGGGUUGAAUGGACUCACAAAUCCCAGGCGCCAGGUCAAAUUUCCUGGACGCCAUGGUGACUUGGAGUCUGGAAUUUAUCGAGCCCUGUGUUAAUCCAUUUCAUUUGCCUGGUUUUCGCUGGUGAUCUAAGCAAUUUUUUGAUAUAUGCGUUCACCCACAAUAUCCAUCUUUUUCAUUUAUUGCACCAGCACAUAUUAUAUACCAUUUUUAAAGGACAAAGGGUUCUUUAAUUUGAUGUGACACAUACAUAUAUAAAAUAUUAUUUAUUAUAAAAAAAUACAAAGCAAGAAGGCAAAAAAAUUUGGCAACACUAAUGUGUGCAUAACUAGUGCUGCUUAUGAAAAAUAAUUCAAAAUAACUAAAUUUCCGAUUUGCAGAGUACAUUAUAUGUUGAGGAUUUCAGUUUAUUUUUGGUAGCUACUGGUAACAAAAUACAAUUCCAAUGUGAAGCGAUUUUAUAAAAAAGUGUUCUUAAGCUAGACAUGGAGACUUUCUAUGUCUUCUUCCUGUUCCUAAAUGUUAUAUUUUAUUAUUGAUUAAAAACCUUGAUGUGUCAUCUACUGAUCUGAUGCCCAUGCAUUGUACAAAGCGGUUCCCAUAUGUCAAAUGCUGCAAGAGAUACGUGUUCCUUUUCGUACUAUGACAAUUUCCUUUUGCUCAUUAUGUAUUGGGUUGUCUUAUUGUACAUAAUUUGUUUGUGGAUGACCGUCUUGGCAUAAAGAAAGAAAGAAUACAACCGUAUAUAUUUAUAUAAAAGACAUCUCAAGCUAUUUAUUGAUAUUUUUUUUACAUUUGUUUACGUAGCGUAGCCAUUUAACAGCCAAUCUCUGCUAAAUAUUGUAGUAAAAUAGUUUUUUUCUGAUUUGUAACAUGCACACAUGCAACAAAGUUGCAAAACUAAAAUUGUGUUCCGCUACAUAUUCUGAGUACAGCGAUAGCCCCAAUACCAUACACACUACCAUGGGGGAAACUACAGUGUCAUAUAAGAGACAUGACCAUUUCAGUUUUUACAGUUAGAAUUUUGAUUAUUGGAUACGAUGGACCCAUGUCUCAUUUUGGGGUAUGGAAAGUUCAAAUUACCAUGUAAAUGCGUAUCAUUUGUGAAAGACGCUCCAGAGUAUCUCAUGUGGUGUAUAUUGUGCCUUAAUGUUCCACCAUUUCUUCACCGGUUAAUCUCAAUUUGUAGAAAUAUAUUUAUUUUUGCUAGGUAUUUUGUAAAUCUAAUGUGUCACUGUGGUUAAACUUCCCAAAUUAUGCUUCUCUCCAUCUUCUGAGUACAAUAUCCCUCAAUGUGUGCCGUAGACACAAUCUUGUGAAGUUACGGAGUCAUAAGAGACCACAUCAUUUCAGCUUUUUAGGAGUUCGAUGGCUCUUUGUUUCAGUUUGGGGCCCUGUAGCAGUUUGAUUGUUGAAAUUACCCCAUAAAGGGCCUACCUUUUCUUUCUUUCUUUUUUCCAGUUUGUCAAAGUUUUCAAAAGUUUAUUUAUUUUUUUAAAGCAUGUUGGUUUUGUAAAUCUAAUAUAUUCCACUGUGAUAAAAAAAAUAUAUAUGCUCAGCUACAUCUUCUGAAUGCAACAAUACCCCCAAUGUCUGCAUUUGUCACUGUGUUGUGCUUUUACAGUGCAAUCCAUAUGAGACGUGGUAAUUUCAGUUUAAGAGGUUUUCAUAUAUGGAUUUAAUGGAGCUAUGUCUCAUUUUGAAAUUUUAGCAGGUUCCUUGUUCAACCUAUCCCACAAAGGCUUACCAUAUCUUAAUUUAAUGUAUUUAUUAAAGACUUUCUGUUUGGAUAAAUUAUUCACUUUAUGGAUGCCACUUUCAUUAGUCACUUUUAUUUAAAGGAACACUAUAGGGUCAGGAAUGCAAACAUGUUUUCCUGACCCUAUAGUGUUAAAACCACCAUCUAGCCCCCCCUGGGUGCCUAAUGCCUUCAUAAAUAUAUCCAAAUCUUACUUGUAUUCAAGCCUGAAGCUGUAGCUGUGCAUGCUGUUUGCCUCAGAAAAACAAGCUGUCUGCUGACAUCAUCAGAAGUGGUAGCCUGAUCCAAACACAAUGCUUCCCCAUAGGAUUGGCUGAGACUGACAAGGAGGCAGAUCAGGGGCAGAGCCAGCAUGAUUCAAACACAGCCCUGGCCAAUCAGCAUCUCCUCAUAGAGAUGAAUUGAAUCAAUGAAUCUCUAUGAGGAAAGUUCAGUGUCUGCAUGCAGAGGGAGGAGACACUGAAUGUUUGGAUGCAUUUUAGGCAGCCAUGACCCAGGCAGGAUCUCUAACAGUCAUCUGAGGAGUGGCCAGUGAAGUUAUCAUUAGGUUGUAAUGUAAACACUGCAUUUUCCCUGAAAAGACGGUGUUUACACCAAAAAGCCAUGAUUCUACUCACCAGAACAAAUUCAAUAAGCUGUAGUUGUUCUGGUGACUAUAGUGUCCCUUUAAUGUUCUCUUGUGGAUCCAAAGAUAAAUUGUGCUCAUUUAAAAACCUCUGAAAUAAAGUAACUGCUUAGUAAUCUAUAUACCAUACACUCAUAGUUAUCCUUGUAAAGCUGCACCGAUUAUAUUGGUGUCAGAGUAAAUACCAGAAUUUAUCAUUGUAAAAGCUUGAAAUUUUGAACUAUUUGUCGACUUUAAGUGAAGCCAUCUUGCUCCCUCUGCUGGGUACCAUUAGAAAUGUGCCUUGUUUAAUUUUAGGGAAACAGAUUUUACAUUAUCACUAAAUGAAAUGAAGUAUUUUCUGUCCAUAUAUCUGCGUUUCUCUGAUUCAUCCUCUGUAAGGAACCGUGUCUGUUCUUUGCGAUUAAAUUGCUCUGACCAUGCAGUGUAGGAAACGAAAACAGGACCGCUUAUUGUGAAACUCCUCCUGUGCCAGAGCCCCAGGCUGUGUUUUUCUAUAAAAUAAAAAGUGGUUAUUGUUUAGCUGCAAAGGAACACUGUUGUUGAUCAUUAUAAUAACACUCUCGCGACUGCAGGGCAGAAAAUGUACUUAUACACCCUGGGACCGUGACUGGCAACCUCCCUUUGGAUAGGAGUGUGUGUGUGUAUCUAUGUGUAUAUAUGUAUAUAUAUUUUUGUUCUGUUUUUUCAUUAGAAGUGUGGUGCUGCAUUCCAUGUGUAUGAUGAACAAGCGUUGCAGUCAAGCUGGUUUGGUGAAGAUGAAUUGCAGGCCAGAAGGGUUUUUUAUAUAUUAUUUGUUUUGUGCUUAUUUAUAUAGCUCUAGUAUAUUCCACAGUGCUGCAUCUCUUAAUCUGACAUAUGUGAGCAAUAGAGGGACUGUGCACCAGCAUGUGUGCAAUUCACUAGAUAAAUAGAUUGUGUGCAAGAACAUGCUACUUGAGCACGUUUUGUAGAAUUUGGAUGGUUUGACUAGUCAGAUUGCCCAUGUUUGUCAUAUUGAUAUAUAAUUCCUAAAAAGGAAAAAAGCUGCAUAUCUCACAAUCUUUGAAUAAUUACAUAAUUUUAAACUUUUAAAUUGACCCAGUUAUGAAAAAAUGAAUACAUUUAGUCUGUGAAGUGUUUGUCAUUGUUAAUAGCCUUUGCACAAUAAUAUAUCAAAUCAUGUUUAUUUUUAAAUAGGUUGAUCAGUUUUCCAACUAAUUUUGGUUUCCUUGGGAUGUCAUCAGAAAGUUUACAGAACCAUUACCUAUUCCUUGCGCAGUAUAGCUGGUAGUUGUCUUGCAAAUCACACGAUUUGCUGCUGAUACUUGUAACCUUGUUUUUGUUGUUUUUUUAAUAGUUUGUUUAUUUUUAAUCGUAAUUGUUGCAGAGGGUUUGAAAAUUGUGGUACACUUUCAAGAUGGCUGUCUCUGCAUUGAUAUGAAUAUCAGCAAAUGCUUUUUCCCGGACCUGCCCAUUAUGAGAGAAAGUGCACUGUGAGCACCUGUUUAACUGGGCUUGCUAAUAGUUGAAUUCCAGGGAUUUUAAAGGAACACUAUAGUAUGUUAAAGGAACUAUAAGGAUGUGGAAUUAUCUGCCUGAAGAGGUGGUUUUAUCAGAGUCCAUAUAGAUGUUUAACCCCUUUCCGUCAUUUACCAAAGUACGGUCACAGGGGUUAACGCACCCGGUCGUGCUCUCCCUGCAGCUAUGAAAGCUCUUACAGGCUGUUAGAGCGAGCACAUGUGCUGCAGGGACUUCUGAUCCACCUCCCUGUGCUUCUGCGUUCUGUGUGAAGUGCAGGGAGAUGGAUUAGCAGUGAUCUUCUCCCUGCAAAAAAAUCCAAUAAAGUAACCGUUAAAUCCCACUCCCCUUUCCCCUGCUUUAAUAAAAUUAGCCCCCUGUCUACCAAUUGAUCACUGACUGCAGUGAUCAAUCGGCAGGGACUACAUUUUACUGUCAUCUGAUUUGGUUAUUUAUUUUUAAACCCUGAGGGUUAAUUUUAUUUAUUUUUUUUAACCCUCAGGGGUUCAAUUUAUUUCAAUAAUCAAUUUCAGUAUUUUAAAAUUAUAUAUUUUGCUAGCUCGGGUGGGUGGGAAAUUGAAAUUGGAAUUUACGGUUAGUGCUGCUUACUGCUAGUUAGGGGUUAAUGGUAAAAUAUUUUUUGUAAAAAUGUGAGCAACAUAUGAAGUAUUAUACAGUCGUAGCACACAUAAGGUUUGCAAAUUAUACUGUGCAAACCCACUUUUUGUGUCAAAAAGACAGAAAAAUGCUUAUUACCACUACACUUAGUACAAGCUAACGAAAAAAUGAUCCCACAGUAAGGUUCAAAAUAUGCCUUUUAAAAUACCCUGGGAUGUCUUCUUUAAGAAAUGGUAUGCCUUUAUGGUGUAGUUGGAAUAUGUAGCCUGCUCAAGUGAAAAUUCAUACUUAAAAACCUGAACUUGUCACGUCUCUUUUACAGCACUGUAACUUCACAAAAUAGUGUCUAGGUCAGGCAAAGGCAACCUUCGGCACUCCAGAUGUUUUGAACUUCACCUGCCAUGAUGCUUUGCCAGCAUUAUGGGUGUAAGAGCAUUAUGGGAGAUGUAGUCCACAACAUCUGGAGUGCUGAAGGUUGCCUAUCCCUGGUCGAGUUCAUACAUUGGGUAUAUUGUUUUACUCAGAAGAUGUAACUGAGCAUAAUUUGGGUGGUUUUAUGACAGUGGUACAUAAGUGUAAGAAAUACUCUGCAAAAAUGCAACAUAUAUAACAUGCUAUUUUUUUCCCCCCUUCACCACAAACAUUGACAUAAAUUGGUGACAAGUUAAGACAUAAUAUACACCAUAUAAGAUACACUGGGGUGUCUUCUUUAUCAAAUGAAAGCCCUUUGUGGGGUUAUUUGAACAGUCACAUUUCUAUAAUACCCUAAAAUGAGACAUAGGCCCGUCAAAUCCAUCUACAAAAAUUCUAACUAUAGAAACUGAAAUAGCCUUGCCUCUUAUGUCGUCGUAGCUUCAUAGAAUAGUGCCAAAGGCAUACAAUGGGGGUAUCGUUAUACUAAGCAGAUGUAGCUGAACACAAUAUGGGGUUCUGCGCAGGAAUAGCACACUCCAGCUUUACGAAAUACACAUUACAAAAACCUAGUUAUAUGUGUAUAUGCCAAAAUAGAGAAAAAACACAAUAUUUAGCAGAGAUUGGCGAUGAAAUGGCUAUGUAAAAAGUGUCAAACUAACCUUAGGUAAAUAGCCUGUGAUGUCUACUUUAAAUAAAUAUCUACUUUUGUGCAGCAAUUUUGUUUUCUGUGAUGGCUACUAAAUCUACAAGACAAACAUACCAACUUCUAAAAUUGUUUCACACUAACAUUUUAUUUUAGUCCUUGUAUUUUGUGACCUGUAACUUUCAAAAUAAGCUGAAAUCCUAUAUAUAUAUAAUGUAAGACACAUAAAUUAAUUUAUUUUGAAUUACUUUUUCUAAGAUGGUUAUAUAAUGCACACGCUAUUAUUGCCAAAACUGUGGGAAAAAGUUUUUUUCCCCCAUUUUUUUAAAAUUAAUGAGAAUUUAUCUAUGUAUAUGUGACAUAAAAUUAAACCCUGUUCGCCCUCUAAAAACAGUAUAUAGUAUGUGUUGGUGCAAUAAAUUACAGAGCUGCAAAUUGCAUUUGAACACAAACAACAAAAAUGGCUUGUGUCCUUAAGGGGUAAGACAAGCUUUUGAAGCUGUCUCCUUAAGGGGUUAUACAGCAAUUGAUAAAUACUUGCAAAACAUAACAUACAGGGAUAUAAUUUCUAAUUAGUAAGGUAAUAGCUGCUUCAUCCAAGGAGAUAUCUGACUGCUAAUUUGAGGUCAAGAAGGAAUUGCAAUGCUGCUGCCAAUUCCAUGUGUUCCCUAUUAAGGGUUAAUAAGCAUGUAGGGAUGUAUAUAAAAAAUACCCCUUUCUGUCUCAUUAGAGAUAUUUUUGCCAGAAGCUCAAGGAAGCAAGGCGAAUGGUUAGAGUUAAGACUCACCUAAGAGGUCUGCUUUGAUGUGGCAGGUGGGCAUACCCUCUCAUAGCCAUUGGAGGUAACUAAAAACAUCCAUUUCUUUAAAAAUACAUAGGGAUGUGGAAAGAGCGCAGGUAACUUUUUUCUUUGAUUUUUACUAUAUGUAUUUUGGCUGAGGUGUACUAUAGUCAUUGCUGCUGCCCAGGAGUAAUGGGAGUUUGAGCGCAGGACUAGUUUCUUAGAAUUUGUAUUCACUUUUGUAUCACACAGCUAGUUUGCAAUGCUGCUGCCCAUCCUAUGUGUUCCCUAUUAAGGGUUAAUAAGCAUGUAGGGAUGUAUAUAAAAAAUACCCCUUCCUGUCUCAUUUAUUUUUGUAAUUCUGUCUUGCAGGUAUGUUUUAGUAAUUAUGUUUCCCCUCUAAGACCAAGUAAUACCCAUUUUCAGGGCCAUAGUCGCUUAGAUCUCUGGGUGUACUGAUUUUUGAUACUCGUAAUAAACACACAGAGCAGUCUACACUCCGGAGGCGCAGACACUGGCAGCAUAGGUUGGAAUUCUUCCAUUAGCUGUCCUUGCCAUUACAUGUGAGUGCCAGGAUGCUUCAUUUUGUUAAGACUUGCUUCCUUGGCCAGAUAUGUGCUGCAGCAGUAUUGUACAUGACUAGCGAGGGAGGAAUUUUGUAGUCUGCAUACUUCCCAAACCACACUCUGUACAAUUUAUCAAGAAUGGAUGUUUUCAGGUGGAAUGUCUCAAGUACAUAUUUUCUGUGCAGUAAAUUAAUGACAUGUUUUGAGCAAUCAUGACUUGCCCUUGCUGGUGCAAACAUCAAACCUUGAGAUGACACUCUGCCCAGAUCACGGACUAUACAUGCAUUCAUUUCUAAUAACCCCUCCUUAGGAGGGACAGUCCCUAUUUUUGCCCAAAUGUAUGGAGUGUGGGUCCCUGACCCAACCAUCUGCAACAAGUCAAUUUGAGCACCAUGAGUUAUGUGUACUCCUUGCUCCAUUACCAUGUUCGACUGCGAUAUCCCAAGUACCCAUUAUCUCUCUGAAUGUGAUAAAAAUGUAUUUCUCACAUUCUAAGGCAUUUGGUUUGUUCCAUGCGGACAGAUUUUGUUUAUUUGUCUGUAAUUAACAGCCAUGACCUUGACCGUUUGUGCAGAACUUAGCCUGUGGCAUUUCUCAUGCCAGCAGUCUGACACUUUUUUUGGGAUGGGCAGCUGUGGGAGGAGGUGUAAGAUUUAUAUGUAACGCAGGAACAAUAUAAUCUAAACCUUUGACACAUUAUAUCUGUUUCAUUACAUUGUGAUAAACAUAAGAACCCCCUGCAUAAUGAAAUCCAAGUUCCAACAUGGGGUGUUAAUUGUUUGUAAGGUAGACUGCAGGAGGUAUUGUGUGAAUUUCAUUUUAUUUCCAAGCAAUCUAAUCUGGCUCCCUCGUGUACCGCUGCUUUAUUAUAAUUAUGCAGUGUUAGCUAAUAGCCUGCUAAUAAAUUCAUGACUUGAAUUUCUCAUCUCCAUCAAAUAACUUUGUAAUGAUAUUCUAAAUUGAACUUCGGCAGUUAAUUUAAAUAACGAGGUUUGGUGCGGUCCUCUUCUCCUUCAGCCUCAAAGAUCUUUCAGACGCAUUACAUCAUCGCUUGUCAUAAAAUUAGAACAGUGCGCCAAGUUUAUUGCAUUUACCUGAAAAGUGCUGCGUUAGGAAGGUUUGGCAAUUUGAUGACUUGUGGAUGUGCAGUCAAAUGACUCGUGUUGGGCAUUGCUUUUAAAAAUAUUUUUUUUAAAAUACACUAUUUCUGGAGGAGAUAGGAUUGUGCAUGAUGUCUCUACUUCUCCAUCAAUGGAUUUAUAUACUUUGAAAUUUCCUGAUAAUCUCGCUAACACAAUGCUAUCCGAAGCAGGCAGAGCCCUCCCAGACUUGGAAGAUCAGGAGUCUCUCACUGUGGUCCAUUGCUAGGUCCUCUGACAAGAUUGUUUAAAGAAAGUAGAUCUCAAAAUCAAUAUGACUGACACAAGUCAGUAGCCUUUACGGCGCCCUACAAUUGCAUACAUUUGCAUUCAUUUAACUACUGUAUAAUGCACUUUUUAUACAAACGAUAGCUGCAGCAUCUGUGCAUGUGCUUUGUCAUGUUCACCUAGAUCAUGUGGUCUGGUACCCCUUCUCACCCCCCCAAUAAUGGACUAAUAUUAACACUUUCACUUUGCUGUAUAAAAUGUUUGCUACUCACCUCUCCACCUGCAAUAUCGGCUCAUGUUCUUUUUUCAGACCACCAACAUUGUUGCUUGCAGCUAUAUUUGGGAAAUGUUCCAAUUAGAAGUCAAAGUGAGCAUGGAGACCAGGAACAUGGCAGACUGUGCUCUCUAACUUGUACAUUGAACAUAGGUUGUUCUUUAACUUUUUCCAGGAAUCACAGGUUUUUAAACUGAGCAGUUAGUGUGAAAAAAGUUUGUUCCAUAGUGACAAGAAGUGAAUUCUUCCACGAUGUCCUGCACUCAAGUCACGUUUUCUUGCUAAUAGAGUGCAGUGGUAUGCAUGCUUUAUAAACUGCAGGAGGAAAUGGUUACUAAAUCAGCUUGUUUAGAAUUUAAAAUGUAUUUUAUUUGGAAGCAUGUGAAUUAUAUUUCAUUUAGGGCAGCACUUUGAGUGAGGCUGUUAGCAUUUAGAAGUGGUAUGUGUCCAGUUAAUCAUAGUUAAUCUGGCAACUUUCCUUUAUGCUGAAGGAUAGCUUUAACUUUGUUCUGAUCCUCUGUAGACUAUCCGUAUUGUAAGCCCGGGGUUUAAAUGUCUAUUUCUCUUCUUGUAGUGUCUGGCGGGAGGCAAGGGAUCGAAUAGUUGGAUUUCCAGGCCGAUACCACGCAUGGGACAUCCCUCACCAGUCCUGGCUCUACAACUCCAACUACUCGUGUGAAUUGUCCAUGGUACUAACAGGUGCUGCCUUCUUUCACAAGGUGAGACUUAUCUACCAGCUGUAAUCUAUAUAUAUCUUCUGCAUUUAUUUAGAAUUAUCAAUCAGAAUGCUAAUUAAAAGAUUACAUGGUAAUCAACAGUCUGGGUAAACUCUAUUAGUUAAAAGAAAAAUCCUUAACGUGACUAACUAUAAAUCUCACUGGUUCUCUUUCAGUACUACGCUUACUUAUAUUCGUACGUAAUGCCACAAGCUAUUCGUGAUAUGGUGGACGAAUACAUCAAUUGUGAAGACAUCGCCAUGAACUUCCUGGUAUCUCAUAUCACCAGAAAGCCUCCCAUUAAGGUACUUUAAACCCACACAUUGAAAGAGUUGCACUCUGAGAUCAAAUCUCUAUCUUACUGCAGGGUACUAGUAUUGCACAGGGAGCUUUAAUAUCCACUUAUUGCAGGAUAUCUUUUUGCUGCAUUGGUUAAUCAACAUAAAUCUGCUAUUUUUGGCAGCCCAAGAGUACACCGCAAGCUUAGGGUGUUUAGAAAUCCCUGAAGUGUUUAAAUACUUUGUAAUUGACUCAAACAGCAGAUCCUGGGCUGGUGUCCAAGGAUUGCCUGAACAAGUCAUGUGCUAUCUGUUGGUUUGCUUUGCUCCACUCUUUACAUGUUAAUAAUCACCUACUGAGCUCCAGUCUACAGAAAAAUAAAAUUUUCAAUUCUAAAUGUAGUAUUUUCAUACAAUAUGAUCAAAGUGACUGUUAACCGCUUUAAAACAGUGCCAGGGCUGCCAAGAUGCCCAUUAACCCUGGUUCACAAACUGGCUAGUAUAUUGUAUUGUUUUGUGUUUGUGAUGUGCCAGCAUUUUCUACCGGAUUCUACAAUGGGUAAAUUACAAAAAGAUAUGGAUUAACCCUUUGGGUGCCAGAGGUUUGUUUACUGCUAUUCUUGUUAGUUUUUCAUGGGGGAGAUGGUCACCUCUGGCUUUGCGUCAAAAUAUAAAACACAUGUUAUAUUUAUAAAUAUCCUAUCUACCUUUUUUUUUAGUAGGUAGAGGAAUCAUAUUAAAGUAAUGUUUUAUUGUUUUCAGAAUCUGAUAUAAUGGCGGGUGUAAGUGUAAUAGCAGUAAUUGAGCUCAAACUCUAAACACACGGCUUAAAAAACAAAUAAAAAUACAUUAAGGAUUUAUAUAUUCUGUUACUUCAUCACACACUUUAUCAUGGUAAUGGCUAGCAAUCAAUCAGAUCACCCGCUGCUAUUCUAUCCAGUAAUAUCAGGGACUUUUAUCAUAGUCACAGCGAUCAUUCAGAUCACACACUGCUGUUCUAUCCAGUAAUAUACUGAGAUCAGGGAUUUUUAUCACAGUCACAGCGAUCAUUCAGAUCACCCGCUGCUAUUCUCUCCAGUAAUAUCAGGGACUUUUAUCAUAGUCACAGCGAUCAUUCAGAUCACCCGCUGCUGUUCUAUCCAGUAAUAUCAGGGAUUUUUAUCACAGUCACAGCGAUCAUUCAGAUCACACACUGCUGUUCUAUCCAGUAAUAUCAGGGACUUUUAUCAUAGUCACAGCGAUCAUUCAGAUCACACACUGCUAUUCUAUCCAGUAAUAACAGGGACUUUUAUCAUAGUCACAGCGAUCAUUCAGAUCACCCGCUGCUAUUCUCUCCAGUAAUAUACUGAGAUCAGGGACUUUUAUCAUAAUCACAGUGAUCAUUCAGAUCACACGCUGCUAUUCUCUUCAGUAAUAUACUGAGAUCAGGGACUUUUAUCAUAAUCACAGCGAUCAUUCAGAUCACCCGCUGCUGUUCUCUCCAGUAAUAUACUGAGAUCAGGGAAUAGUCACAGCAAUCAUUCAGAUCACCCGCUGCUGUUCUUUCCAGUAAUAUACUGAGAUCAGGGACUUUUAUCACAGUCACAGCGAUCAUUCAGAUCACACACUGCUGUUCUAUCCAGUAAUAUCAGGGACUUUUAUCAUAGUCACAGCGAUCAUUCAGAUCACACGCUGCUAUUCUCUCCAAUAAUAUACUGAGAGUAGGUUUUUUUUUUUUUUUUUUUUUUUUAUUCUUUAUUUUUGAGUGCAAAUGAUUACAAGUUAACAGCAUUAACAAGCUUCAUUUUGUUACAUGUUUUGAAAUAGUAGUAUGGAAGGAACCAAACUGCACACUUCUGAUAUUAUAACAGAGAGCUAUGAAGUACAAACAUGGUGGGUGGGUACGAGUAGUAUUAAUAUCAAUAUAGUGUAGCUGACUAAUUUGUUGGUAUGGCUACAAUUCGACUUUAGUGUUAGCAUUCUGAAUCCUAAUAUCAGGCUUAUCUCAGCAGGAAGAUUUGAUGACCCGCGUCCCCCAGUGGGCCCCAGGCUGGUUGCUUAGUUAGGGAGAGAGCAUAGGGUGAGUGUCGGCCAAAGAGCAAGUGAUGGGCCCUAUGCUAUGCACGGGAGCAGAAUACUGAUUUGUAAGGCCACUGACACCCCAUGCCUGCAGUCGAUAGAGCCAGGUCUUCUCUCCCACGGGGACGUUCCAGGCUUUGUGGCCCACGUGAGAGUCGGCAGGUCAGUUUAGGGAUCGGAAACCGGGCUUCCCACUGGCAAGUGGCAGUGAUGACUAUGGGUCUAGGGGCUACCGUGUGGGACCCAGAUGUUGCGCAACGUCGGGCUUUGCGGUACACUGUCUGUGUGUGUUUUCGUUUUUUUUUCUCGGCCAUCCUGGCAAGAGGCGAACCUGUUGGUGCGGAAAAGACAGUGUGUAGCAAAUGGGUGUGUAAAAGCAGGUGGACAUCACAUUGUAUGUGGGUACCUCAAGACAGAAGUGGAAACACAAAACUCGAUUAACAAGCAAGAAAAAAUGUGCAUGUGGUAGUAUUAGGUGUAGGUGGCCUGGCCCUGCAGACCCGUGGUGAGACCUCAGGUGGUGGCCAUCACAUAUGUUUCAGGGGUGAUCCCUCGGAGGACAAAUGUAUCAGACGUUGCUGGGUUCCACUCAUGGGUUUUGGAAGCUGAGCAGGUUUGUUUUAAAGAGUCCUGUGGGAGACCCAGUGUUGUCAGAUGUGCCUCUGCCUCCUGCAAAUCUGUAAUGGAGUACAUAGUUUCUCCGUGGAGUACCUGGAGCUUGUGGGAUGAGCGCCAUUGAUACUUGACGUUGUGUGCACGGAGGAGGAAUGUAACGGGUUUGAGAGAUCUCUGCCAAGUCAUGAUUCCCCCGGAUAGGUCCGCGUAGAAGCUAAGGGCCAUACCCUCAAAAGCAUAUGGUGAGUUUCCCCUGAUUGCGGACAUCCUUGUCCUGUCGUCUCUGGAAUCUAACGAUUAAGUCCCGUGUUGCUGCCGCUGGGGCUGUAGCUGGCUUGGGGAUUUUCAACAUGCCGUCAAAGCUCACCCCAUUAACACUCACCAGGCGCCUCUUGAAGUGGGGCAGCUCCGUAUCUGGAACUUAGUCUGUUAUGCCUCGUAUCUUGAGGUUUUGAGCGCGGUGCAAGUCCUCCAAUGCCGCCAGCCCCUGUUCAAUUAUCAGGUGGUGUUGUUGCAUUGACUUAAAUUCCUGUUGCAGCUGAGUGGCUUGUCGUGUGUGGUUGUGGGAAUCCUGCUCCCCAUGCAGCCUGUCAGGCCUUGGAUGUAUUUCCUGAUAUCAGCCUGUAUGUUCCGUCUGAGUUCCGCCAGCAGUUCCUGCAUGACUGACUUUGUGACCGGGGUUGAGUCCGGUUGCGGCUUGGACUGUGUUGGUACCAGCGAGGUAGGUGGGCGGGUUUCCUCUGCAUCCGAGGUCUGCUCAUCUGAGUCAUCAAAGUCGCCGUUGAUGUAGGCAGCCAUAUUGGGCUACAUCUGCCCGCCGCCAGAGAUCUUCUAUGCUCACACCUGGCCAGGACUGUUCUUGAUUUUGUUUUUUGUUUUCGUACCCACCUCGUUUGUGCUUAUUAGAGGGGCCCAGCUUUUACUUUGGUAAAAGUGGAUAUUUUAGCGGUUUCUUUGCUUGAUGCUACGGAGCACAUAGAGAGUGACCAGUUGGCUUGGCUGCUAAACUCCGCCCCCGAGAUCAGGGACUUUUAUCACAUUCACAGUGAUCAGUCAGAUCACAUGCUGCUGUUCUCUCCAGUAAUAUACUGAGAUCAGGGACUUUUAUCACAGUCACAGCGAUCAUUCAGAUCACCCGCUGCUAUUCUCUCCAGUAAUAUACUAAGAUCAGGGACUUUUAUCACAGUCACAGCGAUCAUUCAGAUCACCCGCUGCUGUUCUCUCCAGUAAUAUACUGAGAUCAGGGACUUUUAUCACAGUCACAGCGAUCAUUCAGAUCACCCGCUGCUAUUCUCUCCAGUAAUAUACUGAGAUCAGGGACUUUUAUCACAGUCACGGCAAUCAUUCAGAUCACCCGCUGCUAUUCUCUCCAGUAAUAUACUAAGAUCAGGUACUUUUAUCACAGUCACAGCGAUCAUUCAGAUCACACGUUGCUGUUCUCUCCAGUAAUAUACUGAGAUCAGGGACUUUUAUCACAUUCACAGUGAUCAGUCAGAUCACAUGCUGCUGUUCUCUCCAGUAAUAUACUGAGAGUAGGUACUUUUUAUCACAGUCACAGCGAUCAUUCAAAUCACACGUUGCUGUUCUCUCCAGUAAUAUACUGAGAUCAGGGACUUUUAUCACAGUCGCAGCGAUCAAUCAGAUCACACGCUGCUAUUCUCUCCAGUAAUAUACUGAGAGUAGGUACUUUUUAUCACAGUCACAGCGAUCAUUCAAAUCACACGUUGCUGUUCUCUCCAGUAAUAUACCGAGAUUACAGCGCUGCUUAUCAUACAGUGCUUUCCUGCUCUAUCACUGUUUGUCUAACCGAUCCACUUUUACAUUUAAUACAUUUACAGUUAGUUCUCUUGAUUUGCAACUUUAGAGCUCAACUUGCUUGGUAUUUAGUUUAUGGAAUUAUUUCAUAUGUUGGGAAUUUUGCUGAGAUCUGCACAGUUGCAGCAGAUUCCCUUUCGCUCAUUUAUCAUCUCUGAAAACCUCUAUUUGCACUGUUAUCUGGAAUCCAUUUUGUGUCACAUGCUUGGCCUGUCAUUGUUCAUUAAGGAGUUUCCCUGAACCUCUUGUAUGUCAGCAUUACCAGACCAAUGUUUCUCAUCCCUUAGAACCAGGAGGGAAUAGGUACAGCCAUUCUGUAUAAACCUGUUUGACCUUCAUGUCUUAUGUUGUAUAUUGUGUGUUUGACUCCUUUAUAUGUGUUUAUUUUCUAGGUUACUUCUCGAUGGACUUUCCGCUGUCCUGGCUGCCCUCAGGCCCUCUCACAUGACGACUCACAUUUUCAUGAGCGGCACAAAUGCAUUAACUUCUUUGUAAAGGUGUAUGGAUACAUGCCACUGCUAUACACCCAGUUCCGAGUGGACUCUGUUCUCUUUAAGACUCGGCUUCCUCAUGACAAAACAAAAUGUUUCAAGUUCAUUUAACACAAUUCUGCUGGAAACGAUAAUGGGGAUGUUUAAUGCUGCCCAGAUAUUGCCUCAAGUGUUCCACUCCAAUCUUAAAGAAACCAUUGUAAACUAUGAAUCAUUGAAUUAUAACACUAAAACGCCACAUACGAUACACUGAAGGACUUUGAUUAUAUAUAUAUAUAUAUAUAUAUAUAUAUAUAUAUAUAUAUAUAUAUAUAUAUAGCACCCAGGGAAUAAAAACAAUGAUGUAAUUAUUUUUUUUUUUUUAAUUGCCAUGCAAAUAAUUUAUAUUUGCGUGAUGGGACUUUUACUGUCUCUAUAUAGUCUCUUCUAUUGGAUAACUGAAAAAAAUCUGUUUGGUAAGGUAUGUGCAUGUGGUCGAAGCCUGUAGAACUAGCCUGCACCCAAAACAUAAUCAAUUUGGCAACCUCUUCAAAUUAGAUUGGAUAGGCCGUAGAUUUUGUCAAAUGUGUCGUCUGUCCACUAAGAGGAUCCUUUAAUAUGGACUUUUCAAUAAAGCACAUUUAUUCUUUUGUAGUCCCCUACCGAAGAAGGAAAUCAAGCAUUCUCUGUAUUUUACAUGUACCAUUCUGUAAAGGGAUCGAACAUUCUGGGAAAUUUUCCUCCAUUACAGUCAACAAGCAGAGCUGAACCCGAGGGAAUAGUUAGAUAUCAUGUAUAAUAUCACAUCACAUCUGCCAUUUUUUCUUUUCCAAGUCGGCUUCCACAUCGUUAAGAGUAUCAAUGAAUAAAUAAAGCACAGAAUCACAUUUUCCCCACUUUGUUUGUACAUUAGUAUAUUGUUAUACAGAUCAAGAGGUAUAGAUUAUGUAUGUAGAGUCUAUGGACUGGUGUUUUCAGUAAAUAGGUAUUACGUGGGGAAAUGAUAUCUGAUUCUGAGAAAUCUUAGUAUUCCUGAACAUACAUGCUUGUUAUUCUAGAAGGUUAAAGUUUUCAAAUCAGUACUGUCCGAUAAACAUGUGGAUAUUGAAGGAUACAGCCUGGAAGCUUUUUUUAUUUUUAUUUAACAAAAAAAAAAAAUCAUAGAAUGGCUGAUUAAUCUAGCCCUGACAUGAAAUCAACAGCACUGGAAGCACAUUCAACAAUUCAACUAGGUAGCAAAUGACUAUGUACAAUAUGUGUUUGCUGGCAAGAUGCUACCGUUAACCUCAAGGUAUAGCACCUUGAAAUAUACAAUCUGAGUAACUGUGGUAUGUUAGAAUUUUGCAAUUUUCUGUUGAUGUAGUUAAACAUUUUUAUAUAUGAAAAAAUACAAACAUGCUGCUACUUCUAGUAUAUGUUGUACUAAAGUUGAAAAUGAGGCUUAUCUGCAAAGUAAUUUAUAAUAAAUCUGCAAAUUCUAAUACCAAGGUUACUCAGAUUGUAUACUUUUUUUUUUACAUUGCCUUUAUUUCAAUGUAAACAAGAUUUUAUAAUAUUGGUUUCCAGAUAUAGAAAAUUCUCAUUUAGAAUCUUUUUGGAGAGAGAAAGAGAUUGUUGAUACGUUUCAUUUAGAAAGGAAGCUAUACCAAUAGAAAGAGAGGAUAAUACAUUGUGAAUCAGUUUCACCCAUAAAUUUAAAAUAAUUCCGUCACGUUUUACAAAACUACAAAAUGAUACCUAGCGAAAUGCAUUGCAAUGUCUUAACUUGCUCUAGUAGUAAGGUAUGUUCUUAGCUCCCGUGCAGCCUUUUUAUUUAGUUUUUGUGAAUUCUUUUAGAUUUUGUUCAGGUCCUGCACAUAUUUGUUGAUUCACAGGAUUGUGCCCACUUUUGUGCUAAAGCAGAAUUAAGAUGGAACCUAGAGUACAAUUAGAAUAUUGUAGCUUCUACUGUAAUCCUGUAAAGAUCAAGCACAAAUCUUUUACUAAUGCCCGUUCCCCUUUGAAUAGUCCAAUACAAAAUUUGCAAUCAAGAAUGAACAGUCUCUUUGCCACCAUUUGAUUUUUUUAUUAUUUUUUUAUGUUAAAAUUGUGAUUUUUAUGGUUUAAUUUUCAACUCUCCCUUUUGUUUUUGUUAGGUUUCUUGUAAAAAAAAAUUGUAUUAUUCUGCAGUUGUUUACAUAUAUGCGUAAUUUUUGUGAGAAUCUGGAGUACAGUUGCUGAGAUUAGGGCAUUUAAUCUCCUAGGGACACCAAGGUUUACAUUUUCAGUUCAAUGACAUUUAGACCGUAGUAAUAUAUACACUGAUGGAUGUCUUAAUAAAGUAUCUUCUGGGUUGUUUUUAUUGUGGCUGUUUUGCAAUUUAAUUUGGGAC